GAUUGCCGAGUGUCCGUCCUGCCGGACUGCUGGAGGCGGAGGCAGCGCCAUGUUGGAUGCUCCGGUCGCCGAGUGAGGAAAAUCCACCGGCAUCUCCCCGUUUCCCCCACCGAGACCGGCUCCAGUGACCCCGGGGAGGGGGAGGGCUGCGCUUGGCCCCUGAGAGCCCCAUUGCCCUCUGGUCCUGGUUUGGGGCCCCUCAGCCCCCCGAUACCCCCAGCCCCCCCCGACCCCGCUCCGGGGGGCCCCUCGGCCAUGAGUCUCCCCCAGAAAGCGGCCCUAAAACCGGCGGCACCGAGCGGGACCGGAGCUGUGGGACCUCCACCCCCUGCAGUGCCUCCCCCCACCGCCUCGUCCGCCGCCAUCCGGGGCCUGCAGCCUCCACCGUAUCCUUUCACUGGGACCCCGGGAGAGAGAGCGGGGGGAGGGGGGUAUAACCGCACCCCCACAAAUAUAGAGAGAGAGGGGGGGGGGGAAUAACGGCACCCCAACAAAUAUAUAUAUAUAGAGAUAGAGAGAGAGAGAGAGAGAGAGAGAGAGAGAGGGGGGCUAGGGCUGCACCCCCACAUAGAGAGAGGGGGGGAUAACGGCACCCCCACAAAUAUAGAGAUAGAGGGGGGGUGAAUAACGGCACCCCCACAAAUAUAUAUAUAUAUAUAGAGAGAGAGGGGGGGGCUAGGGCUGCACCCCCACAAAUAUAUAGAGAGAGAGGGGGGAGCUAGGGCUGCACCCCCACAAAUAUAGAGGGGGGGGGCUGCACCCCCACAAAUAUAGAGAGAGGGGGGGCAUAGGGCUGCACCCCCACAAAUAUAGAGAGGGGUGGGGAAUAACGGCACCCCACAAAUAUAGAGAGAACCGGGGGGGGGUUAUAAGUGCACCCCCACAUAGAGAGAGAGGGGGGCUAUGGCUGCACCCCACAUAGAGGGGGGGGGGGAAAUAACGGCACCCCACAAAUAUAGAGAGAACCGAGGGGGGUUAUAAGUGCACCCCACAAAUAUAGAGAGAGGGGGGCUAUGGCUGCACCCCCACAUAGAGAGAGAGAGGGGGGGGUAUAACCGCACCCCCACAUAGAGAGAGGGGGGGGGUAUAAUCGCACCCCCACAUAGAGAGAGAACCGGGGGUUAUAACUGCACCCCCACAAAUAUAUAUAGAGAGAGGGGGGCAAUGGCUGCACCCCCACAAAUAUAGAGAGAGAGCGGGGGGGGGGUGUAUAACUGCAUCCCACAUAGAGAGAGAACCGGGGGGGGAAUAACCGCACCCCCACAUAGAGAGGAGGGGGGAGGUAUAACUGCACCCCCACAAAUAUAGAGAGAGAGCGGGGGGUGUAUAACUGCACCCUCACAAAUAUAGAGAGGGGGGCUAUGGCUGCCCCCACAGAGAGAGGGGGGUAUAACUGCACCCUCACCCCACAAAUAUAGAGAGCCGGUGGGGGGGCUAUGGCUGCACCCCCGCAUAGAGAGAGAGCCAGGGGGGUAUAUGGCUGCACCCCCACAGAGAGAGAGACGGGGGGGUGCUAUGGCUGCACCCCCACAUAAAGAGAGAGAGAGCCGUGGGGGAUAAGAUUCUGCACCUCAGAUAGAGAACCGAGGGGAGAAAAGAUUCUGCUCCUCAGGUACCCCAAGAUAGAGAUGGGGUGUAUGCUACAUACUACACCCCAUAGAGAGGAGAAGGGGGGGUCGUCCCCAAUACUGCAUCUAAUACAUGCAUAUGUCCCCCCUACCACUGCACCCCACAUAGAGGAGGGGGGGGGGGAGUCCCCCCCCUAACACUGCACCCCAAGUAAAUGGGAGGUCCCCAAGCACUGCACCCCACAUAGAGGGGGUGGGCCUUACACUGCACCAAGGGUAGAGAGCAGUGGUAGGGUCAAGAUUCUGCACUUCAAAUGGUACGCUGGAGGAGCUAAUACCGAACCCAAUAUAAAGUUAGUGGGCCUUGAUGCUACUCCCUAUAUAGAGAGCUGGAGGGGGGAUUCCAACAUAGAGAUAUGGGGUGGCCCAAAGCAGCACCAUUUUAAACUCCACCCAUAUCGAGAGCCAAGGGAAGGGACCCAAAUACUGCACUCCAAUAUAGAGAACUGGCAGGAACAAGAUGAUGCUCCCUAUAUAGAAAGCCAGGGGGUCCAUAUGCUGCAACUAAUAUAUAAAACCAGAGGGGGACCGAGAUACUGCAUCCAAUAUAGUGACCUAGAUUCUGCCUACAUAUUUUGGUUUGAGGAGAAACCUGGAUACUCCACCCUCUAUAGAGAACCAGAGAAGAUUAUUCAUACUGCGUUUCAUAUAGAGAAUCGAAGGUGGGGACUCUAGAUACUGCACCCCAGAUACACAUCUAGAUUGUGUCCCUCGCGUAUCUGGGAGCAUUUCACUUCCAGAUAGCUGAUUGAGGGAACUCCAGAACCUUAAUCCACAGGUGGCCGGUUGGGAUGGGGAUGGUGGGGGUGGAGGCCAGAUAUUGAACCUCAUAUAGAGGGCAAUGGAGGCACAUACAUUGCAUUCCCCAAAUAGACUGCCAGAGGCUAGAUACUGCACCCCAUAUAGAGAGCUGUGGGAGGGAGAUAACACACCCCAUAUAGACAGCUACUACAUCCCCUGAUAGACAGACAGUGGGAACCUGCAUUUAGGACACCUCUAGAUAGUGCCUCCUGAGAUUCUGCACCCUAGGCAGACAGCCAAAUGAGCACCCUAGAUCCUGCACCCUAAAAUAUACAGCUGGGAAGACUCCAAAUACUGUAGCCUCAUAUAUAUGGCUCCCACACCCACAGGCAGCCGGGGGUAGGGUAAACCUGUGGGAACUUCAGAUCUCGCACUCACUGGCAAUUGGGGUGGGGAGCCCCAGAUCUUGCAUCCACAGAUAGCCUGAGGUGAGGAACCCCAGAUCCUGCACGCACUGCUAGAGAGCUCAAUUGGGGUAUCCCAAAAACUGUACUGACUGAUAUCUGGGGAAAGCCACACAUGCAAUAUAUACAGCCUGGGAAUUGGGCUCAACACCUAUGCAUUGAAAAAAACGAUGGUCUUAUAUCAGAACAUCGGAGGGCCAGAUCCUUUGUACAAAGAAGUCAUAGGAACACUAUGUAUAAAGAUUGCUGUUAUCUUAAUACCCUAGUAUUUACAGCAAUGAGAAUCCUACAUACAAAGACUGUUGCACCUGGAAUAUAUAUAUAGUCGUGGUGAAGAUAUAACACUCGCAUCUAUACAUCUGUGGGCCUGCAGACAGCUGCAUAAUGUAUUGCCUUGUAUAUACAGUCAGAGGGGUCCCCCACAGAGAUUACAGGAACCAAAUAUACAACUAGGGGGACACAAUAUGCAGAGGUUACUGAGCCCCAUGUACAGAGAUUUCAGAUAUAAACGAGGGAGUUCCAAUAUACAUCCAGGGGCAGAUAAGGGGGGGAUUAGAUAUGCCGCCAGGGAUUCCCAAGUACAUAGCCAGUGUGAGUGUAUGUGCAGAGGUAAUGGGAACUUUAGUAUGUUCUUCCAAGGUCAUUUAACAUACAGAGAUUACUGCACAGCAAUAUAUAUAUACACACACACACACAUACAGUUUGGUGGGGAGCCCAGAAAGCACCUCUACUAUUGCCUCCAGGGGGCCACACAGACGUGUGCAGAGGGGUUUCUGUAUCUGAAGUCAUUACCUGGGAGAAACCUCAGGACAAAGCCUAAUAUUGGGUUAUCAGAUCAGGGAGCAUCCUGCAUACCUUGAAGCCAUAAGGAUCCUAAAAUAUAACAAGAAUCCUUUUGUAAAGAUAGGGCUGAGGAAAUGGUAUCACCGCUGUCAGAAUCUGUCCCAUGAAUAUGCAGUGAUAGAAAUCCAGUGUGUUACAGAGCCCUCCCUAGAGUUAUAAGGGUCACCAUACAGGUACAUCCAUAUACUGCUAAGGAGAGGAUUGCGCUGUGAGAUACAGAGGUAAAGCUAACAUGUAUAUAAGAGGAAUGACACGUUUAUUAUAGCAAUGAAGUACUGGGAUACAGGUAAGAUACAGUGUUCCAUGAUAUAGUGCAGCAUACUCCCCAUUAUUCUUAACCAUAAGGGGGGAUAAUUCCUAUAAUUGCUUCUGUUGCUGAAUCUCGAGAUGUGGGGGAUAUCACAGGAUGUGGUUUUGCUUUUUAUAGAAAUAGUGUUUGAGUACCCUGAGACAUGGUUUGGGGUGCAUUUACCCAGAGAAAAGGUAACUAACCUAAAAUACCACGAGUUUUUUACUGUGAGAGGUAAAUGGUGUGUUACUUUGCUCUGACUCAUUGGGUUGUAACUGUACCCCACAAUGUUUAUGCCCCCAUAUUUCUCUCCCAUUUUCUAGCUGUUGAAUGUUCCUUUUUAAUUUCAUUGCAUUGUCAAUGGGAAGCCUCUUUACCUGUCGGGGUUAAAGAAUCCUCUGUUAGGAAAGGAAUCUGCCCCGACCCAUGUGAAGAGGUGUACAAUAUUAUGGGUGUUGGCCAGCCUGUGCAGUCAGUGAGUGGCACUUUCUACUUCCAAAUUCACAGCGCUGCCGAGAGAUACUGACAAGCCUGCACUGCAGGAAUUACAAUCUAGAACUACACAGAAUGUCUCUACUCUGCACAUUGUGCUGAGCUGAUUGCUUGAGUCAGCUGGAAGAAUUUCUCCAAGAGCAUUGAUUCACCCUUUCAAUUCUGGGUUGUAUGAUUGAUCUGGUAUUUUGGUGUGUCUCUGUGACCAAAAGAUGCCUGCCUCUACUGUUAUAGGGAACUUGGACGUUUUUUGCCAAACUCGAAAUCAUAAUAAUUUAAGCAACAAUAAUAGACUUGUAGAAAUUCUCUAUCCCAGUCACUCUGGACUAAAUGUUACUUUCUGGCUAUAAAUCCAGUCAUUAUUUACAGAAUAUACCCCCUUAGUAUAUAUAAUACUUAGAUCUUUAUGCUCCAGGCUGCAAUGGUAAACAUCAUUAUUUAUUUAGGAAUUAAAAAUAACUUGUGCCUUGAAUCUCUCUUUACUUUGGAUUUGUUUAUUUUUGUGUGCGUUUUUUUUGUUUGUUUUUAUGUAUAAGUUGCAUUUUUGGGGAAAGGUAAACAAUUUCUCAAAAUGUAAGCUAAUAUGGCAGAGCCGUGAUUAUAGUUUAUUUUAUUUUUUUUGCAUAUCAGCACUUUUUGUCUAAAUGUUGCAGUUUUUCCAAUUUCACUACACUUCGGUUUCUUGUAAAUAAAAUCCACAACGUGAUUUCACUGUAUGGAUAUCUGGAACACGUGGUGGUCUCCGCUUUAAAACUUUCAGUUUGUAAAUGACUCUGAUUCAUGUCUGUUGUACAUAGUACGUGUUCAUUGAUUGCCUUUCUGUAUAUUUUAUGACUGUAUAUCAUUUGAGAGUUAUGUGGUUUCCCGCAGUAAAGGUGGCCUGGUUUAUUAUAGCAGAUAUUGAGACUAUUUUGGUGUUAAAAGUACAUUGGCUAGAUAAUCAUUGCCAACUACCUUGCGACUUCCAAAGCUAUAUGUAAGUCUAUUAUGUUUAAGUCCAAGUUGCCUGGAUUACGCACUCAAAGCAAUAUCACAAUGUAUUGUGUGUUACAAUUCUCUUAUGUGAAUGUGAACUGUACGUUUUUGUUUGAUCCCGCUAAAAAUGGCAAAAAUAAAUAAUAAAAAAAAAAAACAGUACGCUGGCAAGUGAAAACUCAUCCUUGACAAGUAGGAACUCACCCUUGGUGAGUGUGCUAUGGACACUCCAGGCUUGCGCAGUUAAUAACUUUUACUCUUGUCUAGUAACACAGGACUUGAAAUUGUGAGCCCUAAUAGUGUAUUCAAUACAUAUGCAAAAAUAAUUUUAGACUUGCGUUUUUAGCAUUUAUUGCAGAUCAACAGCUUUGCAGCUACUUCAGUAAGUUAUUGAAUCUGACAGCCGUGACUUUAAAGGAUCACUCUAGUCCAGGGGUAGGCUACCUUCGGCACUGCAGAUGUUGUGGGCUACAUCCCCCAUAAUGCUUUUACACCCAUAAUGCUGGCAAAGCAUCAUGGGAGGUGUAGUCCAAAACAUCUGGAGUGUCGAAGGUUGUCUAUGCCUGCUCUAGUCACCAAAACAACUUUAGACUAAUGAAGGAGUUUUUGUGUAUAGAUCAUAAUUCUGAAGUCUCACUGCUCAAUUCUAUGCCGUUUAAUAGUUAACCCCUUAAGGACACAUGACGUGUGACAUGUCAUGAUUCCCUUUUAUUCCAGAAGUUUGGUCCUUAAGGGGUUAAACCACUUUUGUUUCUGUUUAUGCAGCCCUUGCCUCGCCUCCCUUGGCUUUGACUGACAGUCUGCAUGAACAAAAUGGUUUAAUUAUCAAUCACUAACUUUGGCCUGGGUUUGUGAAUAAGUGGCUACUAAAAAGACUUCAGAUCCCAUUUUGAAUACACUUGGUUGUCUACUUUUGAAAAUGGUAAGACUUUAUUGGGGUAAUGUUCAUUCCUGGGCUACCAUACAAUCUCAAAGGCAACAUGGGUCCAACAAACGAAUCUAGAAAAUUUCAACUUGUAAAAAUUUAAAUGGGCAAGCUGUUUAUUUGACCAUGUAACUUUCCAAAAUACCAUGAAACAUGUACGAGUUAUAGGACUAGUGUCUUGGCCGUGACUUAACUCUGAGAUGUCUACUGCCUUCCUCAAAUUCUAUAUUUUACAGUUUAGUAUAUUUGGAUGAUUUUUUGUAGAAAGUAUUAGCUUCCUGAUAUAUAUUGGAAUCGACUUUUAAAAAAAUUUUUUUUAUAUAUAAAGGGAUGCUCCUGACACCAUCACAAAUUUGAUUAAUUUACAUAUAUUUUGUAGACUUCCAACAUGCUGGUCGCUUGAGCGAGAACGUGAUGUCACAGCUCCCUUUUUAUCCCUCCCAAUCUGCAAUGUUUUUGCAAUGAGUCUCUUUCAAUAAAGGUCUUCAAAGGCUUAUGGGAGGUAUAGUUUAGCUAACAUCUUUUAUAAAUAAAUAAAAAAAAGCUCUCAAAAACAGAAUUACAUUUUUUUUGGGGGGGGGGGACUGAUCACUUUCCUGUCUGGGCAGUGCUAACAUGCAGUUAAAGAAGCACUAUAAUGGAAAUUAGUGUUUCAGAAAUAGUAGUGUCAGUAGUAGAUUUUGCUGUGAUAACCAUUUUGAAGAGUUUCAGUAUGGAGGCUGCCAUCUUGGAAAUAUAGAUUGAGGGAAAAUUACUACAGAUGGCGGCAGCCAAUCUGCAUUAAGAUCUGCUGAGUUGCACCAAUCUGUGAAGUGUGCAUGUGCUUUCUCUAAAUAGGCCACAGCCACUGUGUGCGUUAGGUCAACUGGAGAUUUUAUUGCAAUUUUUCUAAAGAGUUACAAUUUCUCCCAAAGUAGUCCAAGUUUUUACCCUGUCGGCCUUGCUUGGAUCAGACUGAAGUUUGACAUCACUGAAUCUUUUUUUUUUUUGUAAAUAUGUUUUUAUUGAACAUUUCGUUGUUUUUUUUUUUGCUUUGUUUUUUCGUUUGUUAUUAACAUGGAACAGAAAAACAUGGACUCGCAGGUCCCUUUGGACAUCACUGAAUCUUACCCAGAGAAGAUGGAGUUUUGACCACGCAUGGCUUGCCUCAGUCUAGCUCUGUAUGAUAAACUUUGACUCUCUUGUUACUUGGUACCAAUGUGUUGGUACCAAUUGUCACUGUUGCUAGAAAACGUAUCGGUGUAGACCAAAUGGUCUUUCUGGUGGUGGCAGUGCACCCCAUGCAGUGCGAAGAACGUUACCCCUAUUAUGGAAUGAAGGACCAGUGAUCUGUCUCCUGGUAUCUUGUGCAGCAACAAUGUGAUGGUUAUUAGUUGUAAUAUAGAAUAUGUGAAAUAAACUGGCAGGCCUUAUGUAACUGUGUGACUGAUUCUGAUCUACUAGGGUGUGUGUGUAUAUAUGUGUGUGUAUAAUAUAUAUAUAUUUUAAAAAAACAAAAACUACUCGUUUAUUUGAUAUUUGCUACAUUCCCAAGCUGAGGUGUAACAUCUGUAGUGUUGUUUUUCUUUAUCAUUAAGAGAGAAUUAGACAUGCUUUCUUUCUAUAAAUUGAAGUAAAGUUGAUUCUGACUUCAUGUUGUCUGUAGACCCUAAAGCUUAAUUUCCAGCAGUUUCACAGCAAGUGGAAUAGUUGCUUCAUGAAUGGGCAUGUUGCCACAGCAACUGUGUUACUAUGGCAACAUGCUCAUUCAUGGAAAAAAGUGUUUCAUAUUAAAGGGACACUUUACUUUAACUUUUGCUUUUGUGUUAUAGAAGUAAAAGUUUAAAAAAUUCAGUUCUUAUGCAGCGCGUAGUACACCUUGUACAUUUUUUAAUUACAUGCCAUUUUACCCAGAUCAGGCAUCUCCAUGCUUUGUGAUUCAUGUAAACUAACCUCUUCCUGAACAGUCAUUCUCUUUAUUUGUGAUGUUUGUCUUGUCUGAACUUGAUUAUUAUUUAUAAAGCGACAACAAGUUCCAUAGCUCUGUACAAUGGGUGGACUAACAGGCACACAUUUAUAACCAGACAAGUUGGACACACAGGGACAGAGGGGUUGAGGGCCCUGCUCAAUGAGCAUACAUGCUUAGCGGGAUUGCGGUAUAGUGACACAAAACGUAAGGGUAGGGUAGAAAAGUAGGUGUUAGGAUAGUAUUCGUUGAGGGCUUAGUGUUUUGUUUUGAUGACCUAUGCAGGAGAGGAAUCGGUGCGGGGAGUGAAAGGAUUACGUCAUUUUCUAAAAUGUUAAAAUAAAUUUUAACAGAAAAUGUAACUUCUCGUGAAUAAAGAUUGACACGUUACAGAUGAUUUUUCAAUGGGGUAAAUUCCAGACAAGGGAUAGUUACUCUUUAAUUGAAACAAUGCAUGUGCCAGUUUAGCAGUUUAUGUAAUCCUUGCAGAUACCAGCUUUCAUUGCUGCUUUAUCAGUGCAGGCCAUAUAUAUAUAUAUUUAGCGUUAAUACAAUGUUAAACAAAAAUCUGCACACCAGUCAAGCCAUAAGACUUGCUAUUCCCACAGAAAUCACAAAUCUGCAGUGAUGUUACUACCGCAAAGGAUUCUGGGUGGGCAUAUGCAAAUUAGUUGAACAAAGAAUCAAAUUUUUGCCUCAUUCCAUUUUAAACAUGGAUUCCUUUUGAGUCUGUGUUUAUAUAAACACACAAUGGUCAUCAUUUUGUUAUUUAAUUUUAUCGUAUAUUGAGAUCUAACCAGGAAGCGGUUAUAGAUUACAUAUAGCUGCAUCUUCUGUCAUAGUAUCUUACAUCUUAACCUGACUAAACGUAUCAUUGGACUGUUUGGAAUUUCGGUCUUCUAAAUGUAGGAAUGCAUCCACAUAACACCCAUGCUUAGCAUUUGAGAAAGUUACUGUGUCAAGAUAAAAACAAACACAAAAAAACAGAUUAAGCUCUUUUUUAUUUUAAUUUAAGGCCAGGGAGUAUCAGACAUUGGUGCACAUUGUGUUUAGCUGGUAAACACAGGAUCACUACAAUUUGUUGUCAGAUGUGCCAUAGCGCUAUGUCUAGUGGGAUAUGACCCUCUGUUGAUUUUUCCUUCUUCCACAAUGCACCAAACUCAUUUUAUUGUUACUAGGAGCAUGUUCAAGAUCAUCUUCCUGUCCACAAGUAUUGGAUGACACCUGCUGAAUGUUCUAGGCAGCUCAAGUACAGUGCCUCACUGCCUGAAAUUUAGGGGGUUUAAUUGUUCACUAAGCGCGUAGUUGACAACCUACUGUGCAUGUAAAACCAGACUAAACUGUCCAAGCUGGACAUUGGUGAAAAGGUCACUGCAGCUCACUGUUUGGUGAAUAAUCCCCUAGUUGGUGUUUAACUUUUUAUGUGGCAGAGUUGAGCAAAUUGCAAAGCUCUGAGAGAUUGCACCUCCUGUUAAAGUCAUUCUUAGCUGAAUCUGCUGGUCUGGCCUUUCUUGCCAGGGCUGUGAGAUUUUAGGCAAACAGACAAUGUUUUAUCUGUGUGAUCAUUGCUGUUUUCCGGAGAGUGUGCACGAUCGUACCAGCUCCUAGUGUACUUUGUGAAUAGACUGCUUUGUGACAUGUUUUCCCUUUGUAUAGAUACUGUACUCAAACUGCGUUCAUUGUUUAAAUAGACUCAGCAGUUGUCCUUCCUAAGUUAAUGUAACGGCUGUGCAUUGUUGGCCUGAAACCCACAUUAUUGGCCUUAAAAUAACUGGCAGAGCCUUUAAAUGGUGGACUUUCCCUCCUAAGCAGGAUCCGUUCUGUUUGAUGAAUCCAUGGUUUGUUAGUGGAAUAGCCCUCAGUGCAGAGAGCUGCAGCUAUGUCUCCAGCUUGGACUCGCUGGAGCUACUAUUAAAGGAACAGUAAGCACCAAAACCUGGAUCUUACUUACUGCUUACUUGUCCCUUAUCUUAGACUUAAAAUAUUAUGUAAAUGUAAACAUUGUUGUUUCUGUGAACUACAUUUGUCUGAGAACAAGCUUCUAGUGAAUUAGACUGACAGUCACUUCUUCCUUAAGAUCCUUAGACUUGCAAAAAAUUGUAGUUUAAGUCAGUUUGUCUUUCUGAAUUAUAACAGUAAGUUUUCAAUACUUUGCAGGUGUCUUCAGGCCGGUUACAUUAUAGAUCUCUUACUUUUGUCUGUCUUUGGACAUGUUAGCGGAGGAUUGAAAGAGGUUUGAAGAAGGCGAUAGUUGUUCACUUAGACUGAAUUGUCACUAAACGGAGAAUAGCCAAAACAUUGUAGACUUUUUCAACUUCAGUUAUUGUGACCUGAAACAUCUUGGGAAAUAAUCCUGCCAAAUUCACUGAAAAAUAAUUCAUACAGAUGAUGAUGAUGAUGGCUAACCUUGGCACCAAAAUGUUUCUGAUCUCUUUUCCCCACAAUGCUCAGCCAACCGUAGCAUCAUGGGAAAUGUAGUUUUAAAGCCAUCAUUGAUCUAGAGUUGUCUAAUUAUGCAAGAGGAUUACUCAGUAGCUGUUGUGUUUUUUUUGUUUUUUGGUUUUUUUUCUUCCAUUUACUGAGUUACCACAAAUUCUGAAGUUCAUUCUGUGAGACCUCCUUUGUCCAGGGGUGUUUGCUGAUUGCUAUAGAAAUGAACUGAGACACGGUUAGAUAAAUUUUUCCGAUGGGUUCUCAGUAAAUAGGUGAUACGUAUUUUCAGGUGCAGAUUUGAAUGUACAUAUUGAGGCCCUCCUGUGCUUAAAUUCCCUGCUUCCUCCCCCCCCCCAGAUAUCCAAAUUUAGAGUAUUUAUUAAUUCAUUUUUUCCCGGCCUUGCGCAAGGUUAAUGAAAGCUGUAUGGGUAAGGCAUCCAUCAUGACCUGCGUGGGAAAGGAGGGAGGGAUGGUUUUACUGCACAAAGAGCAGUAUAGAUUUUCUCUUGUCUGCUACAGUGGGAUCAAUUUAGGUCAUUGCAUCUGAUCAGCUAAUGACACAUUUAGCGUUUUGUUUCACAGCAUGUGUGCUAGGGAAGGCCUUGUGUUUUGGUGGGAGGAAGGCUAUCCUCCUGCGUGCUUUGUACCCUGCGCUGAAUGGAGAGCUUCACAUACAGAACAUCCCAUUAUGGAGGACGUUUAGAGUACAGUAGCCUACGAGGAUGAAUUUGAUAUAGAUGGUUGCAUUCUAUAAUUCCAAACAGCACAGUCUUAUCACCUAUCAGUGCAUUCUGAUUGAGCUCUAGGCUGGGAAACAAUCAUUUUUUUGUGCUACAGAAUUUCCAGUAAGGUAAAAAGGUGGUUUUGUUCAGAACUAUAAAUAAACGGACUAGUAAAAAUGAAAGAAAAGCUAAUCAUUUUUGUUUGUCGUUGUUUUUUUUUUUUUGUUUUUUUCUCCUCCUGGUAAAAUGUAAUUUAAAUUUAUACAAAGUCCUAAAUCAGUCUGUAGAGAAAAAAAUCUGAAAGUAUAUUGUUGUACAAAAUGUAAAACACAUAAAAACAAAACAUGACCAGAAUAGGAAGGGAUUUAUGGUAGAAAUCUCCGAUAUUUCAUUCCAGGUAUAUUCCUAUACUGUGACCACAUGGCCCAGAUUUGAUCAUAGACGGGUAGUAGUCAACAAAUGGCUUAUUCUUCCCUGUCGCAAAGGUUCACCAUCUGACCAGGAACGAUGAUAAUGACUGUCCGCAUGCAUUUGCUGCAGUUAGAUUAGUGAAUGUGCUGAUAAUUUCUAAAAGACUCCGAGUGGGAUUGUCCCAGUUAUCUGUUUGCAAAAAUGCAGCUUCUCUGCAGUCCAGGAGUGGCCGUUGGCCACUCCAGAUUCACUCAGCUGGUUGUGAGCAUGGUUACUGGAUGGUCCUGUGUACCUCUGUCUUUCAAGCUAAUAUACUUGCUUCAAUCGGUAUUGUGACCAAUCCCAUUUUAACAUAGGAGGGAAGUUAUGUUUUUUGCUUUAUGUACUUACUAAGAGCUGAGAACAAAACAUCAUCCUUUGUACUCUGGCAAUCUGUAUUUAUCCAGGUUAGGGAAGUAUUAUUAAAAGGUUUGUGCUACGUCGCAAAUUUUCUAUUUUAGGGUUCCACGAUGGUGGUACACUAUGUCAAAGGGUUCCACAGGAAAAAUGAAUCGGGAACCACUGAUCGAUGGGUUAGACUGGGGCCACAAGAUUCCAGAUUUGUAACUCAGAAUGUUAUGGCUGUCCACCACAGCUGAUUGAGCCUAUGAGUAAACAGUUUCUAGCUGUGACAUUGCCCUUGUACUCUGCCCUGCUCACAUUGUGUACAGAGCAGUGUGCUGUGAGGUUUCCAGGAAGUCCCAGUGCUGGGUUCAGUAAACAUGAAAAGCAGACACGCCACUUGGCACAGUACCGGCUGUUGCCUAAUCACUGUGACGAUGAGCUUGACUCACAGUUCUUACUUUCUGUUUUCGUUUUCCCAGGCUAACCUUUCUGAAAGCUCAGCGCCUAUAAGGAAGUUAAUACUGAGCUGUGAGCAAUCUCCAGGGGCUUUGCUCUGUGUACACGCAGGUCGGCAUUUUACCCUGCUAAAUCCAGGCACUUUGCAGGCUUUACAGAGCUUGAUGCACAUAAGGAAAAGAAUACAUACUGAAUGUAUCUUGACUCAGCAUACCAAAAAAAAUCCCAACAAUCGACUGAUCCACAUGGAGAUGUAGACUGGUCAGGUUAAUAUGAUAAAUGGAGGUGAGUGUGGAAUCCACUGAUGGUGUAAUAUUGAGAUAAACCAUUCACUAUGAUGUUUACAUAAAUAAGUGCUAUCCAAUUUAGAGAAUAUUCCUGGGAGCUGAGGGCACAUUCCCUCCCACCCUCUCACAUGGGAUACUUUUCUUAAGGAUUGUAAAAACAAGAUGAUUUUUCUUCUGAUUAGUUAAUUCUUUGCUAACCAGAACAGGAAUCCUUUGUGAAUUAAUGUUUAAGAUAUACAAUUUGGAGAGGCUGCAGUGAAGGUUUGUUUUUUGUGUGUGUGUUUUAAUUCAGAGCUGUGUUUUCAGAAUGAGUUGGAUGGAAAAUUAUCAUCAAGAUUUUGCUCUUUAAGUGCCCUGAAAGGCUUUUCAGGAUUGGUUCCAGUCAGUUUAGCAGUUUUAUUUGCCCCUCUGUUUGUUUGUUGUGUUACUUGGCAUGGAUAGGCUCUAAACACGUUUUACAGGCCUCAAACCCAGUUACCGUCUUUCUCAGAUUUGAUUACUGGUCCUGUAGAAGCUAAAACCCCCCACUUACUAAUACAUUCAGAGCGUGUGGGAUAUUUAUAUUUAGAAAGUGAUUCUUUUCUUUUUAAACCGGGGCCAGUAAUCCGUCAUGUGGAUGGAAUGGAACAAAGAUUGUGAAAUGUGCUGUCUCGUAGCUUGUAAACAAGGCCAAUAGCUGUGCUUCCGAAGUCAUUCUUUUUAUUCUACCCCAUAUUUGUUAUCGUUUAACCAGAGGAAAUUGUGGAAUCCGAAUUUGAUAACUUUACUGCUGAAGAUGCACUCGAAUUAUGUUCAAAUGUUUGGGUUUCUUCACUAAACAGGAUUGUAGAUGAAAUUGCAAAUUUCACCAGUGCUGGGCUGAAAAUCGUGACACAGUGUGGCUUAAAUCCACCUCCAUCUGCUCAUUACGUGGGAGGGCACCGGUGGUGAACAGGGUGCUGCAGUGUUUUUGGUGCUUGAAGUGUUUCUUGGAAUGCCCCAUGUAUUUUUCCCAAGACCAUAAUCAAUUUGGCUCAGUCUAGCUGCCAGUACAUUUGAGAUGCCUUGCAUUUACAUGUGACAUCAAUAUUUGUGCAUGGUCAAUUAAGCAGUACAUCUGACAAAAGAGAAUUUAAAGAUGGCUGCCCUCAUGAACCAAGGGUAAGCCGCGCAACGCUCUGAAAUAGUUAUCAAUGUGUAUGCAUUAUGAAGUAAUACUGGGGCUAUAAUAAAUCUGAGCUUUUAUUUGAAAUGAUCUUGUCCCCUUUAGGAUCAGAAGGGCAUUUAGUGUGGUGAGUUUUAGAGGGGCAGUCUGUGCUGAAUUAGUGGUUUUCUAUAUAGUUUAGUAAAUAGAGCUUAAGAUCUGAUUCUCUCUGGACAUGAGGUGGUGAGAAAAACCUUUAUCAGAUGCUCAUUAGUAAUUGCACCUCUUUGUAUUUUUAUUUUAUUUAUCUUUUCCUCUCUUUUUUUAAUUUUUUUUUUUUUACUGCAUUUGAAUUGCAGUAGGCUCCACAUUCCACUGAUAUCAGUCUGAAUUUUGUACUGCUGGCACAUCUCCAGUUAUUCUUUUUCACUUACUCAUGACUGUUUUCCAUGAUGGUUUAACUGAUUCCUGUGUCUGCGGAAUAAUCCCUGAAAUCGGUUAUAAUAUUUGGCAACAUGCACUUGGUGAUAUUACCACUGGUUCCGUUUGGGAAAAAUCAGUACAUUUUUGUGUGCUAUUUAGUGCUGCUAUUAAAUCAUCAGCAUUUUAACUCACUCAUGUGAAAUAUUUCAUUUAUUUUUUUUUCCUUAGAAAGCUUUAAAAUGAAAACCCUGUAAAACUGUGCAUCUUAUUCUCUGGGAAUGUUGUGUUCUGAUGCCGCAUACAGGUCAGUUUUGCAAAGCUGGGAUAACAGUCUGUGAAUUGCCUCUGCAGAACAAGAUGUUUUCAGGGCUGCGCACGCUGUGGAACGUGAUGAAUCACAGAGAGUGCAGACAGUGCAAUCAGGGAUAAUGGCUGUCCUUACAGCGACAAUCCCGUUUACAUUGUGCACCAUUGCGCAAUGCCAAUCCCACUUAAACCUAGACUUGGUAUGUGCAGACUCCACGGUGCCUGGCUGCUCCUUGCUCUGUGAAUGCCGUCCUAUGAAAGCCUCUGUAAUCAGAUUUAAAGUGUGCCCAUGGGGUUAAGCGCCGUCAUAGCUACUAAAGUUGUCACGAUUAUUGUAACAAUUUGCUGUGUAAAUGUGUGAUUUCUGGGGUUAACAAGGCCACAAACACUUUGGCAAGAUUUAUCAAAGUGUUGCAGAUCAUUUGGAACCUUUUACUGUUUGUUUUGCUUCUUUUAAGAUGUGAAGAGGGGUAACGAUUUUAUUCUGGGUUUUAUUUUUUUGUGAGCGUUUUUUCCCCCCUUCCUUCAACUGUUCAUUUUUGCUGGACUCUUUCUGUGUUUCUGAUCUCUCUUCAUAUUGUGAAUGUUUAACAUAGAACAGAGUUACUUGCUCUAAUUGGAAAUAAAAUUGCAGUUUUUACACUAAUAUCAUGACAAACUACAUCAUGGUAGUAUCUUCUUGCACAAAUAGACCAUAGGAAGCAAUGCGAGCAAAUGCAGAAUCUUCAUAUAAUGAUCCCAGGAAAAUUACAAACAAUGGCGAAAAACAGGGGCUAGCUGGCUGUGUGCUUUAUUCGGGAGAUCAGGCUGGCUGUGUGCUUUAUUCGGGAGAUCAGGCUGACUGUGUGCUUUUAUUCCGGGUUUCAGGCAUGCUGCAGACGCUGUGUGUUUUAUUCUGGGGAUCAGGCUGUCUGCAUAUUACUGCCCUGCGCAGUGUGAAGGUUACUUAUUUUACUGUAUUGUGUACAUCACAAAACUGCAGCCAAUCAGAGAGCUUUUCCUAAGUGUUGCUGUGUGAAUGUAAUCUGCCUGGUGACAGUGUUCCGACCUAAAGUAACCCCUUCCACGUUACUUUGUUUUUCUCCCUGGUCCAGGAUUAGAUGUCCUCUUGCUUCUGUUGGGUGGCUGUGUAGCUGUGGUAUGUGUGUUUCUCCCACAGUAUACAGGGCACUCAUGUGAUCACAUCACCAGCUCUGUGUUUACACUACAUAGUGUUAAUCUAAUCUUCAGCUAGAGAAGCCAUCAGUUCUGACAUUACCUGCUACCCCUGCACAGUAUCCCUGGGGAAUAGAACCAGCAAAGUCUGCUGUGAAUCUGAUUCAUGGGAAAAGCUGGAGUGUACAUACAGGUACGGAAAAUGUUCCUUUCAUUCCUGGGCUGUGAGAUGUGUUGCAAGGGACUCAGUCCUAUUGUCAUUCCUCUCGCAUGAGAUGGGGGGCUUGGUUAUAUAUUACAUUUCUAGGGAGUGAGAUGCAGUGUAGGGGGUUCUGUUACAUAUAGUACUCCCCCUCCAUUUCUAGGGAGUGAGAUGCAGUGUAGGGGGUUCUGUUACAUAUAGUACUCCCCCUCCAUUUCUUGGGAGUGAGAUGCAGUAUAGGGGGUUCUGUUACAUAUAGUACUCCCCCUCCAUUUCUAGGGAGUGAGAUGCAGUGUAGGGGGUUCUGUUACAUAUAGUUCUCCCCCUCCAUUUCUAGGGAGUGAGAUGCAGUGUAGGGGGUUCUGUUACAUAUAGUUCUCCCCCUCCAUUUCUAGGGAGUGAGAUGCAGUGUAGGGGGUUCUGUUACAUAUAGUUCUCCCCCUCCAUUUCUAGGGAGUGAGAUGCAGUGUAGGGGGUUCUGUUACAUAUAGUACUCCCCCUCCAUUUCUAGGGAGUGAGAUGCAGUAUAGGGGGUUCUGUUACAUAUAGUUCUCCCCCUCCAUUUCUAGGGAGUGAGAUGCAGUAUAGGGGGUUCUGUUACAUAUAGUACUCCCCCUCCAUUUCUAGGGAGUGAGAUGCAGUGUAGGGGGUUCUGUUACAUAUAGUUCUCCCCCUCCAUUUCUAGGGAGUGAGAUGCAGUGUAGGGGGUUCUGUUACAUAUAGUUCUCCCCCUCCAUUUCUAGGGAGUGAGAUGGAAUGUAGGGGGUUCUGUUAUAUAGUACUCCCCCUCCAUUUCUAAAGAGUGAGAUGCAGUACAUCCUGGACCUGGUGCAUGAAAUGGGCGAUCAGAUACUUCUAAAAGGCCCUGGCUCAUACAUGUGGUGUGAAAUUAAGGGUGUUUACUCUUAGAUGAGCACAGUUUAGUUUAAUUUUCAAUCACAUUAACAAGGUUUUGUGGUUUUUAUCUCCUGCUCUGUAAAAACAUCUUCAGGGUCUAGAAGGCUAUUAUUAAUAGAGCAUGAAGUAAGAAAUUAUAGAUUAAACAGACUGUGCAGUAAAGAAACUUAGAAUAUUUAGGUUUCUUUUCAGGGAGUAUUUAAGAAGGCUGAGUCACAUGCAGGGAGGUGUGACUAGGACUGUACAAACAAAAACAGUCUCCAUGCACUCCACAAGCUGUUUUGUGAUUCUAGUAUCCCCAGUACGUCCAUCAUUAUUAGGUUCCAAGCAGAGGUGAUGGACCAGGGUGCCCUCAAGCCUAAAUGGGCUAGUAUAUUAUUAGCCCUUUAGACUCUUUCAUGCUAUUUACUAAAGUGAGAAUUUGGUCAAAAAAGCCAAAUUAGGAAAAUUCUUUAAAUACAUUCUAUUUUCAGUUUGGCUCUUUUUGUCCUAAAGGGACACUCUAGUCACAAGAACCACUACAGCGGGGAUGGAGUCAUCCGCACUACUGCACGGACACGGUCUGAGACAGCUCCGUCUACAUAGUGUGGGAAUCCACUACGAUCGGGCAGAACUUACAACAUGGAUCACCCCAAAAGAUCCUUAUCAAGUCAGCACUCUACUACUAAACACUCUGUGGGGAAAUCAGGCACCCUUACAAAAUCUUUCCGUGACAAUGCGGACCACCAUGCGGGCGCAUCAGGCCAAAACAUGGCUCCGGAAUCAUCCCAAUACGGCUCAGCUCCAUCAAGUCCGGAGGGCUCCGAGGCUUUGUUAUGCCCAACGGACAGUGACCUUAAAGAGGUACUCCAAAAUCUCCCCUCAAAAACGGACAUAGCUGCCAUGUUAGACAGACUGGAGGUUUCCUUCCAAACUUGAAUGGAAGCCCUGGGGACUGAUAUCCGCCAGGUGGGCGAAAGGGUUAAUACCCUAGAAGAUGACAGGAAUCUACUGGUCUCACAAGUACGUCUGGUCAUAGAUUUGCUCAGAUGAAGGAAUAUUCGCUGCAGAUAGGGUUUCCCCCUGACUCUUAUUGCACACAUAAAGGCAAAACUCACUCGCUGGCAUCAGCGCAGGACAUCAGAAUCUUUAACCAAGCAAUGGAUUUCCCAGACAUACAGGUAGCUGAUUGGUAUGGACUGAAUCAAGCUGCUGUACCCACGCAACCCCAACAACGACAAAGGUGGCAAACCCCAGCGGGUUCAAGCUCACUAGACACUGAUAAAGCAUGACCGUCCCCACUGGUCGUGGACUGUUUGCACCAAUCCACUUAAAAUAGGCCCUGGAACUGCACUCACCCCACCGCAUGGACUCACGGUAUCUCGUAUUCAGAUUCAGACUAUUCUCUAAUCCCUGACAUUUUUACUUCCAUUCCUCUUUCCGUUAUAACCAUAAUUACUAAAUGGUACUCUACAUACAAAACACUCUGGGCAUUAGGCUCCUAUCAUCCUACCGCGACACUUUAAAGUGCCCAUAUCAUAUUCCCCACGAGUCUAACAAAUUUACUCUUAGAUCCCGGGACAUGGAAAGUAGCCCAGCACAAUAUACAUGCUCUUCGCACGUAUUAGGUUUGAAUAAGAACAACAAAAAAAACAAGGGGUUUCUUUGACUUUUUUUGUUUUUUUUGUUAUGACCUCUCAAUAAGUUGGUAUCCCUCCCCCACCCCCAAUUAAGGCACUAUUCAACACCCAUUUCAUGCAUUGUGAUUGUAUGAACUAACCGAUCAUUCCUGAGACACGCCAAAUAUUGGUGCUAAUGUGUUUGUUCUCUAUGUUUAUUGGUUGAAAUUAUUUUUAUUUUUUUCCUGUUCUCAUACCUACUUGCGCAACCAGGUUACUCAUAUUGGAUGUUGGAUGCACAAAUCCCCUCUUGCCAUCUAUUAAGCCCUCACAUCCUGUUGGCCACUUAGCAUAUCUAAAUCAGCCCAUGCCCGCCUUACACUAUUAUUGAGAAUUCCCAUCCUAGACGGACCUCACUAUCCCGCAUACAUUCCAAACACUAUAACAAUUACUAUACUUCUCCCCCUCACAUACUAGCCAACUGUGUAACACGCACUGGAUAAACCGCCCAGUUUAGCGGCAACUAUACUAAUUCCCAGAGCACACUUUUAGUACCUGGGGACAGUUGCUGACAAUACCAGUUGUCUUUUACAAUUGACAAAAAGUACGCUAUAUUGCACCUAACUGGUGUCUCUUCUUUCAUUUUUUUUUUUAUUUUUUUUUUUUUUUCUGUAAAUAGUUAUUUAGAUAUUCAGAUUGGUUCUUUACACUGACUGGUUUUACCCUAGACAGGUUGCAACCCUUCUGGUGUUGGUAUGGCCACCCUCAGGUUGAUCUCCCUAAAUGCCAGGGGUCUAAAUCUCCCAGAAAAAUGUACACAGGUACUUACAGAACUCCACAAUUUCAAAGCUGACAUUGCAUUCCUGCAAGAAACCCAUUUCAGAGUGGACACCACCCCCACACUACAAAACAAGCAUUACCCUAAUGAAUACUUUAGUAACUACACAAACUCUAAAGCAAGCAGUGUGGCCAUAUUGAUAGCUGCCGGGGUUCCAUUUGUUUAUAAGAUGCAUGAAUCCACUGACUCGGGAAGAUUGUUGAUGGUAAAGGGACUAGUAGGACAACAUAUGGUAACUUUAGUGAACUUAUCUAUGCCUAACAGGAGACAGGGCAGAAUGCUCAGGAAAUACCUCAACCUAAUGGAGAAAUUCACUGAAGGGAUCCUACUCAUGGGAGUGUACUUCAAUAUCUCCAUAAGCGCACACCUGGAUACCACAUCCACAGCAUCCGAUAUCAACAACCAGAAAGAGGGUUACCUCACUCCUAGACGAGACACGAUUAUUUGACAUAUGGCGAAUUACACACACCCCCAAGAUCAUGAUUACUCCUUUUACUCACACUCAACACACACAUACUCUAGAAUUGAUUUGAUAUAUUCACUCAACACCGGUUCCUUCACUUAGUUCGCUCUUGUGAUUAUGGACCAACCAUGCACCCCUGUCUCUUGCCAUCCAGAUCCCCGAUUUGCCUUCCCAUUCCUUCCAAUGGAAAGUAAACAACCUACUAUUAAACACCAAAACUGCCACUGACCCCAUUCAAAAAACUAUUAAGCAAUACUUUGACAAGAAUACACAACCCUCUACCGCACCCACUGUGAUGUGGGAGGCACAUAAAUGUGUGAUGAGGGGGCAACUUAAAGCAUUAGCUUCCAACCUUAAAAAAACAGUGCAAGGAAAGAUCAGACACACUCUUAGCAGAGAUAAGAACAAUGGAAAGUGCAUACAAGCGCUCUGCCACUCUAGACAACUACAAGAAACUGUCGGAAAAGAGAUCAGAAUCGCAGCAGCUUAUGGAUGCCCAAAUUAAACAAACGUUAUUCACAAAACACUCAUAUUACUUCCAAGGUGGCAGAUGCGGACGCUUACUAGCCAGCGCAAUCAAAGAUACGAGACAAACCACAUUUAUCUCCAAAAUAAAAACACAAACAGGGGGGAUGUCUCAUAAACUCCCAGAUAUUCUUAGGGCAUUCCAAGAGUUUUAUACCGAGCUCUAUAAUAUACGUACUACCCUGCCUACUGUUACUGAAGUGGAACAACAAUCAAACAAACCAUUCCCUACAACCUUUUACAAUACUUAGACGCACCAUUACAUAUAGAUGAAUUAUUCUUUGCAGUAAAAGCCUCCCCCCUUGGCAAGAGCCCAGGACCAGACUGCUUCACGGCUAAAUACUAUAAGACGUUCUCAAAGCUGCUCGCAGCUCCCUUUAUUGACGCAUUUAACUCACUCAUCGCAUCCCCGCAACUACCAGAUGCUGCUCUGGAAGCCCAUAUCGCCCUCAUUCCUAAACCAGGGAAGGACACGACCCUGUGCGGAAGUUACUGCCCCAUUUCCCUUAAAAUCUUUACUAAAAUCCUAGCCUACCGCUUACGCCCCCUUCUGCAGGGACUGGUCCACCUCGACCAGGCAGACUUUGUACCCGAACGUGAAGCCAAAAACACCACCACCAAAUUAAUAAACGUAUUGCUAAAAAAAUCUGACAUCUGGAGCCUUUUAUUAUCAAUCAACGCGGAAAAGGUGUUUGACAGGGUGGACUGGUCCCUGCUGCUCACAAACCUCAAAGCUAUAGGCUUUGGCUCGAACUUAUUACAAUGGAUACGAUCCAUCUACUCCAAAUCAAGAGCACGUAUUCGAAUCAAUGGCCAACUGUCCGAACCCCUCACGAUCUCAAAUGACACGAGACAGGUGUGCCCUUUAUCAACGCUUUUGUUCAUCUUAAUCAUGGAACCCAUUCAGGGCAUCAGGGACAACCCCACUACACACAGUUUUACUGUCCAGGAUAGCAAAUGUAAGUUAGCAGCCUUCGCUGACUACCUUCUCUUCACAAUUACCCAACCGUUGCUGUCUAUGCCACUGAUCCUGGGGGAAAUCUCCUUAUAUCACCAUGUGUCCAACUUUAAAGUCAAUUUCAAUUUAAAGUCAAGUGAGAUCCUCCCAUUAGUGCUAAACGAUCAAACUAAGACAUCCCUAAAAAACUAUUUUCCCUUCCUAUGGUCCCCACAUCUGUUAAUUACCUGGGAAUACACCUACCUAUACACCAAUACAAACUCUUUGACUUGAACUUCCUAUCCCUAUUGCAAACUAUUUCUUAAGACCUGACUAAAUGGCACAAACCACACUUCAGCUGGCUAUGCCGAAUAAACAUUAUAAAAAUGAACAUACUCCCCAAAAUUAUGUACUUACUACAAACCAUCCCUAAAGCUAUACACAAAUUGUUCUUUUCGGACAUAAAAAAAAUAAUUUACUCUCUUCAUUUGGGCUCACACUCACCCCAGACUUCCAUAUAAAACCCUCACAUGCCACAAACAUCAAGGCGGCCUAAGCCUUCCAAAUGUACUACCAAGCCACCAUGCUUGGGAAGAUAUAUGAAUAGACACUUCUGAACAGCUGUAAACACUGGGUCGUAUUCCAACACCCACUAUACAUCAUUCCAUGGCAACACCAGGGGAAAGCUCUCUUCAAACAAGUUCAUGCAACACAUCCCACAAUAAUACCUACUCUUAAAAUAUGGACACAAGUUAGGUAACUACUGAGCAUUUCUCCUCACCAAUCCCCUUUAUAUCCACUUUCACACAACCCGAGGUGUGCACCAGGCCUCUAUCUCACAUCCUUUGCAACAUUCCACUUCUCCCUCUACCUCACUCUGCGCUUAUUACUGAACGGCCAGGGCGUCACACCACUCCAUAGUAUUUGGACUUAUAGAACGCUCACAGUGUUAGAACAAUUCAGGUACUCCCAGCUCACCCAAUUUAUCAUGACCACCCCUAAAAGGGAACAAACAACUUACAAUAUCUGAAAACCAUUGUGCUUCCAGAGACAUUAAAACGAAACUUCUCUCACGAUGUAUAAGGCACUGCAGCAGGAAGCAUCUCCCUCCUUGCCAAAAUACGCAAGCUCUUGGGAGUCUGAGCUCAAUCUCACACUUACACAAAGGGACUGGAAAUGCAUAUUCUUUAAUGUACAUAAGUCUAGCAUUAGCACACACACUCAAGAAGGAAAUUACAAACGAUUAUCCAGAUGGCACCGUCAAAAAUACAAAAAAAAUUCCCAAAUGCAUCAGCAGCCUGUUGGAGAUGCUCCCACCCUAUAGGGACGACAGGUCAGAUAUGGUGGAUCUGCCCAACUAUUAGUGAGUAGUGAUGUCCCGAACGGUUCGCCGCGGACGGCAAACAUAAACUUUGACCCUGUACCUCACAGUCAGGAGACACAUUCCAGCCAAUCAGCAGUAGACCCUCCCUCCCAGACCCUCCCACCUCCUGGACAGCUCACUAAGAAUGCAGCUUCACAAUGAAUGUAAAAUGGAUGCCGUCCAGGAGGUGGGAGGGUCUGGGAGGGAGGGUCUACUGCUGAUUGGCUGGAAUGUGUCUGCUGACUGAGGUACAGGGUCAAAGUUUGUUUAUGUUCGCCGUCCGCGGCGAACCGUUCGGGACAUCACUAUUAGUGAGUACUGAUCCAAAAUAGCCAAAAUGAUUCACUCCGUGACCAAAAUCAGGUUGCCUACUACACCGGAAACUUUACUCUUCUUCCACUACCCGAACCCACUCCCCAGACUGACACGAUCACUGAUUACACAUCGGCUUACAGCAGCUAAUGCCCUUAUUCCAGCGAACUGGAAAAAAAUUAGGAGCACCCACGAUCAGGGAAUGGAUCAAUAAGGUAGAAUCCAUUUGCCUCUUGGAAGAGGUGCAUUUUUCCCUAACACCUGCAUAUGGCAUGUACGAGAGCAUAUUGAGCCCUUGGACACUAUUUCUCAAUAACACCAGACAAACCAGCAGUCAGUUAGUACACUCAGUGUAAUGGUAUACCUGAACGGCCUCAAACACAUUUUUACGCCAGACUGAAUGUUAACGUUACACCCAGUUUCCCCAUAAUUCUUCCGAAUCUGUUUUUACCAGCAUAAAUAGCAACGACCCAUUAAUUUCUGUUUCGUACAUGUUAUUGUUCUUCUGGGUCACAGAAAUGUUCUUUGCACUCAUUCAACUGAAAGCUUGUUUGAUUGUGUGUACAACUGCAGCAUACUUUAUUCCUGCUGUACUAGAUACACUGUACUGUUGCAAUGCCUGUGACCUAUGUCGAUACUUGGUUAAAAAAAAAACCCCAAAAAAACCAUUACAGCUUAAUUACAGCUUUAUGGUGUCUAUAGCCUGUCCUGCAGGCUCAGCAAUGUAGAAGCAUUCAGAGACAAGGCAUUAUUACAUUGCUGCCGUCACCUCUAGUUGCAAUCACUCAGAUGGCCACUAGAGUUGCUUCGUAGUUCAGUGCUGCACAGUAUGCAGCACCUACGUUCAAUGUCUCCAUCCUUGGCAUGGGAGUCUGAUUUACACUCCUAUUUAUCCAAACUAUUGACUGUCCCUCUGUAAUAUAAGAAUGUAAUGAAUGUAGAGUAUUAUGGUUUGUGACCUCUGUAACUUUGUAUCAUACCUCGCCCCCCCACACCCCCCAGCUACUUCCAAUUGGCAAGCCGCCACGUCACCUUGACCCAGACUUGACAUCUGUCUACUUUCUUUCUAUCCUGGUAAAACCUGAAGUUAUUUUGUGAUUGUUAUUCAAAGUGUGAGAAAUUCUUAAAUGAAAAACAAUUGAACAAACGCCACAGAUUAAUGUCUUGAUUUACAAGGGUAUUGAAAGGAUAUUAGAACAGAAGUGCAGCAAGUCCUAUGCUGUGUAUGUACCCCCACACCGUCCAUCCUCCCACUGUGUCUAUAGGCAACGAAAACGCGUCAACCAUCUCUUAGAAACAUGAAAUGCUUUGUUUUUCUAAUCCUUUCGAUGAUUCUGCAUUUCCCUGGUAUGGUAAAACUUUUUCAUCCCUUUGAAUGCAUUGCUUGCAGUUAACGCACACAGUCCGUUUUGAAAUUUUGUGCAUUUUAUUUUGAUUGCAAGAUGACCAGGAUGGUCCUUCUGCAAUCAAAUGUCUCGUUCAAACUAUCGGUCCCUCUAUGCAAUACGUUGGUUACCUCUUUGGUAUUAGAGGAGGUAAGUCUCCCCAAAGCUGCUGUGCGGUGAAGUGUUUGUUCGUAAUGUGAUCAGUCCAUUACUUUAUUUAAAAAAUCUCAAACUUGUUCCAUAGUGCAUGCAUCAGGCUACAAGUCUCCUAGUUCAGCUAGUUAAGCAUUAUGAUAUUCAGUGAAAUGUUGGCGACUUUUAUUAUUCCUCGUAUCCUCAUCCAUUUCCUUUACCCCAGUCUUAAAACUCCAAAGUGUUAAAAUUCUCUGUGGGCUUAACUAUUACCCAUAACAACCACCUGACAUUCACCAUUCUUCAAAUCCGAGCUCUGGUGUAUUUCUAAGACAGACUUGUCUAUUUGCUGGAAGCAUUGCACAAUAAUUGCUGUCUAUGUUAUUUCUCCAGGACAGCAGUCUCGUCUGCAGGCGUUCUGUGAGCUAUCUGACUCUGUUUAGGGAUGUUGUUGCUCUGUAGUCUUUCCUAGUGGAAGUUCUGUCUCUUAAAGCAAUAUCACCCAAUGUGUGGACUCUCUGCAAAAUGAUUAAUUUAAAAAAUAUAUAUUUUUUAAAAUUUCAUUCUAGGUUGGUUGUGUUUAAUCUGUAAACUAGGAAUGGCCAUUAUGUAUAUAUGUAUCUCUCUCUCUCUCUCUCUCUCUCUCUCACUAAUGUGUCAUAAAGGCUGUUAGGAUAAAUGGAAAGUGUAAGCUAUUUGCGACUGCUGUUCGUAGUCCGGGAUAACUGUGCGUAGUCCAGUUCUUUCCUUAACCUGUUAAAUCAUAGAAUAUCCCGUGGAGCACUGCAACAGGGCCUAGAUGAUCGAAUCUUCACCCCUUCUGCAGUAUCUGCUGUAUAUAGUACAGUAAGUAUGGUCCUAUGUGCCCAACACUGGUUACACAUGUACAGGGUUAUUUAUAAAAGUGAGGAUCAUUGGCAUUCAAAGUAAAUUUCAAAUGUAAGGCCAAAAUAACCGAAUUGGAAUAAUUCUCCAAGUCUGCUAUGCAUCCAGUUUUGCUAUUCUGGUCUAGAUUUUGAAAUUAACUUUAAAUUCCUGACAAUUCUCAGUUUAGUAAAUUACCAUGCUAGCCUUUAAUUGCAAGUUCUAUCCCUCUAUAACCAAAUCCCAUGUUCAGUGAAUAUUGCUGCCCCUUACAGAGAACUAGUAUAUAUUCCCUUAAUUUGUUAAGGCAAACAUUCUCCCAGAUUUGGCUACAGAUGCAGGUUGGGACACACGCUACUCUGUAAAACUCUUAACCUGAAAUGUUAAGUAGACAACUUUCUCCACGACUCCACUCAGCAUUUUAAGUGAUUUUAUCAUCAGUUUUGCCUUGUAAUCCCCGCGGGCUGCCGUGUGUAUUGUAGAUAGUGCUUUGUUUCGUGCUGACCGUAGCACUACUUGUGCACACUGCAGAGCUAUGCUGCCUCCCCUGGUAUUGGGAAUAUCUCAUUGACUUUAUAUCACAGGCAUUUUGUUUUGUUUUUUUCUCUUUUUUAAUGAACUUGCUCAGAUAUUAAGGGAAUAUUUGAUUCUUGGAAAGGUGAGGCUAAAAUUCGGAGAUCCAGGUCAGCGAUCGAGGGAUUGAUCACAACUGAGUGCAUCAUUUCUUCUUUUGUUGAAAUUGUACAGAUUAUGCUGUCAGAUUUUACUAACUAAAUUCAACAUAAAUGCAUAUGUAUGGACAGCAACUGUCACAACUUAAAAAUAAAGUGUAAAGUGAUACAGUGAAAUAUAAAUUAAUAAACUGGCAAAAACCUUCCUUUAAACAAGGAAUGUACCCCAAAGAUAUCCCCUGAUCUUUAAAAUACCUAGGGGCAAUUCUGCCAGGGAAGACAGACAUGGCACAACGUAGUGGAACCUGUAUAUAGAUUUUAAAUUAGAUUUUUGUCCAGCUGGCCACUGGCCACUUUUUAUGCCAAAAAAAGCCUUCAGAAUGCUACUUCCAUUUAGAGGUCUUCCUAAAUCUUCAGCUUUAUUUUCAAUCUCUGUGCAAUCUAGUUAGAGAUAUAAAGUGCAACAAUAUAUGAUCGAUGCAAGGUAAAGUGCAGAAAUAAGUAAGCAACAGACAAUGUAGUAUGUCACCACAAGUCCUAGGCGUUUGUUCCCUGCCAGGGACUUUCUUAGGGACAGUUCUGUUGUGCAUACAAGUCAAACAUGAAUAUAAACCCCCCUCCCCACCAGAGUCCUUUUAAACCCCUCCUAAUGGUUCCAGCAACUCUUUCAAAAGUCCCUGUCCUACUUCUCAGUUGAGACCAAUCUGUUUCCACUUCAGUUUCAGGUUCUGCCUUCGCUGACAUCACAUAUCAUACAUACAUACAUACAUAGAUCGAACAGGCAGAUAAUUAAGUAUUCAGUUUGUGCAUCAUGAAGAUAAAUAUUAUAGGCUUAAAAGUGAAGGGGGUGGGAGUGCUCUUUAUGGUGUACAAGUUGUGAGUGGCAAGUUGGACAAAUACAAUAUACAGUUUUCCACCAAAUUAGAUUGAAUUGUUUUUUUUGUAUUUAAAUGUAAAAUACUUUCAUUCUGAGUUUAAAUUAUCAACCAUGAGUUCCCCCAGUUUCUGAGACUUUGAAUUAUGUUCCUGUACAGGUUGCAGCACAGGUAGCGAGACAGCCAGGGCCUCCGGCCCCCUCCCCAUAUUCUACACAUGACUUAACUAAGGGACUUCCCAAUCUGGCCGUCACACCACCCGGGCAUGCCUCCUCUCCUGGACUUUCACAGGUAAGAUCUUAUCUAUAACCCCACCAGUGCCUUACCCCACCUUGUCUGCUUUAUAAUUAAAAAACAAAUCUUUGCAUUCUGUAUUCACAGCUCUACUAUCCUGUGUACCUACCUGUCAGGAAAUACUAUGACCCCAACACGCAGUGUCUAAGUAAAACACAGGUUAAAUAAAACUCUUGUGAAACAAACGUAUUACUGGUACUUGGCGUGGCAGGACUUAAUGUAAAUAUAGACUAGUCAGAGACAAGCCAAGGUCAUGAAUAUAGAGUGAGAAAAGUAUGAGAAGACAGGCCAAUAGGUCAAGGAUAACAGGAGGAAAAAGUCAAUAACAAGCAGAGGUCAGAAUGGUAAAAAAAAAAAAAUUCAAUGGAAAUGCACUCUCUGAUUACGGGUAAAUGGGCUUAAAAGAAAAUCUAAAAUGGGUUUAAAUAAACCCUAGGAUGGCAGGAAUUGGUCAGAAUUACCCCUGUGACACCAAAACGUGCAUCACAUUAGCACCUGUUUAGUCAGUGGAGGUGGAACUAAAAAUGGUUCCACUGUCAAAUAUUCCUUUCUUAGUAACCACCCACUUGUUCCGAUCUAUAACCCCUCCAGCUCUUUAUAUAGUUUAUCUAUCCCCAUUAGAGGGAACCUCACACAUAGCACUCUGUUACAGUGUCACAAUGAGGCUCCAUAUUUGUGAAACUCAGACUGCACUGUAUCACAUUCAAUGCACAAUUUGCCCCAUCCCAAGCGUGUGCCAUUUAUGCAUAAUGCAGACUGCCCUUGCCAUAACUCAUGUUUAUUCACAAGCCAUAAAACUCUGUCCCCAUAUGUAUUUUUUUGGAAUCUGUAACGAGCACUGGUCACACAUUAGCAUUUUUCUGAAAGGAAGUACAUGCUAGUUAGUGGUAAUUGCUGUUCCAACCCCUGAGGCAAAUAAGUUUGUAAAACUUUUUCUUACAACAUCAAAUUUAAGCUCAUAUUUCCAUGCUGGGUUUCGCAAUCAAAACAACGGCAUACUGCACCUUCCCCCUCUCCAGUGCCAAAUUUAGCAAAGGUACAAAAGGCAGUUUAUUUUUAGGCCUCUAAGUGCGUAGCCUAAUCAACAUUGGUGGAGCUAGACAAUCUAAGCACUAGUAAUGCUUGGAAUAAAUAGGCAAACUGCAUGCUCAUUAGAUACAUGCUAGUCUGCCUUUUGGAGAGAUGAGUCACGCUCUGCCACUUACUUCCGGCUUUGUCAGCACGACAUCAGCACAAACACAACAAGGGCCUGACAUUUUAACCCAUGAUUGUCAGGUAGCUAUUUAUACACUUAAAAUAAUCCAGGUUUUCAGAACAUGAUUAAUAGAUCUGGUCUUCACCAUUGCAAGUCAAUUUUUUUUUUAUUUUUUUUUAUAUAUUUACCAUAUUCAAGCUUCAAAAGCAUGCAACGUUUUUUAAAAAUACAGUACACCGUUAAUUGGAUUCAGAAAAGUACAUAACCCACCUGAGCACAUUUUUACAAGGUGAGGGCUGUGGUUCUUGCUCUGAUUUAAAUUUUUGUUUAAAUUUGAGCAUUAGAGCAUAUGCACCUUCUUUAAUGGAUACCUCACCCAAUUCAUUCUAGGGCUCUCCUUGCCCUGUCAACCCUGUCAGACUUCAUCUCCUAAUUGUACAACCGCCUCAUCACUUCUACUUGCAUCUCCUCUAUAGGAACCCCCAGUAUGGUCCCCUCAGCCUAUGCUUUCUUUAUUGGACACCCUGCUACUUGCCAGAUCACCUCAAUCUUCACCCCUAUGUAAGAGGCCAGUCUCCCUCUCAGGCCCAUUCACUAUGAAACUUCUCUAUAGGUCAUCCCAUUAUAUUCUCCAUUACCUCCUUCUGCACAAACUGUAUUGGUCGCUUCUCUCAUUUUUCUUUUAAUCGUACUUGUUUUUGUCUAAUAGGCAUCUUACGCCUCGGGACAGAAUGCAGCGGCGCCUACACUGGUAUAUCAGCAACCGCCACAGACUAUGAGUACGCAGCCUCAAAAUCGCUCUCCGGUAAUUAUAAUUUACUCUCUUUGCUGUAAUUAAAACCCGUAAACUUCUGUGCUCAGCAGUAUAGUAACCAUAUUAAGCUUGGUUAUUCACUCCUUGACAUGUUGUUGCUUUAUGAUGACACUGGGACCAGAGCUUUGGUGGACUGUCACUUCAUUAACCCUUAGUUAACCAAUUCACAGGUACAUUCUGAGAGAGAAUGACAUAGAUCCACAAACAGUGUUGUGCGAGAGACAUGCAUAUUUGUAUAAAGUCUUCUACCUCCACUGGUUUAUAGCAGUUGAAGAGCUUUUCAUUAUGUUGGACCUGUAGAAAAGGGUUUAAUUCUGCCUUGAAUAGCAUCCAUGAUGAGGUGUCGCUAUAAGCCACACAAAUAUCUAGAAUUUCCCUGCCUUCUCCAUGUGUUAUGUUGUUUCUGUCGGUAUGACUUAGUGUUUAGGAGCCUAUGCAGCAAGUUGGUCACUGUCACAUGGGUAUGUUUGGAAUUUCUAAUUCUAAUUAAUUCUGCCUAUAAUAUAAAUAAUUUCCUUUCUGUUAUCCGCUCCCCUGGUAUAAAGAAACAUUAUAUGACUCACAUGGUGUCAAAUCCACACACCAGUUACUAGAGCACAUUGAAAACAUAAGUUUAAUGACUGUCGUCAUCAGAAAAGUAAAGUAGUCGCCCAUGAAAUGUGUUGUCGGAGUGUAUUGGUUUCCUUGGUGAUUGUUCCCACUUUUAGAAUGUUGCAUCUCUUUUCUAAUAACAAUUUUCUAAAUCUCCCCCAGGAUGGUUGUAGUCCCACGUUGCUGAGGCCUGGCUGCUAUGAUCGUACAUGUGUUGAUUUUUGUACCUUGUGUGUCUGUUGGAAUAGGGCUAUGUGGCACUAAAAAGUGGUGGCCUAGAUUUUACAGUAAAGAUCAGGAAGUAAUAUGGCGCAGGAACACAAGAUUUAGGGACCUCUUCUUGUCACCCCUUACUCCCUCAUAUAACCCCCCCACCCCCAAGCUGCCCUUUCCAAAAUGCUGAGCCUACAGAAUGAAACCCUUUCUCUACCAGCCACUAGGAACAUUGCACAUGGAAUUCCACAUUCCUUGAUACUGUAUCUUUCUGUGUGUGACAUUUUAAAUUUACAUUAAAUUCCUAGUCGUGUCACAUUAUAAUUGUGAUUUUUGUUAAAUAACUUACCUGCCAUCUAUUUAUGUAGCAUUUGUGUUCUGCUAAAAACUGCACCUAGAUUUUAUGGCUUGGAUUGUUCUGAAGGUUUUACAUGGAAGGAUUCGUUCAAUAUAUCGCCAUUUACACCAUAUAUAUAUAUAUAUUACUCCUCACAGUAUGUUUUAAUAUGAUUUGCUUGAAUUAAUGGAAUUAUCAUUUUGUGAUGUUUAUAUAAGAUCUAAACAUUUUGUGUUGGUGUGUGUGAUUGAAUUAUGGGUGUCAUACACCAACCCCUCUGAUGAUGGACUACAACUCCUAAAAUGUGUUUGAUUACAGUAGACAAGCCAGGGAAUAAUGGGAGUUGAAGUCCAAAUACAUCUGAGGGGCUGGGGAUUAAUUAGCCCUGAAUUAGAUUAUUUUAUACCGAUGCUCAUAUCUUGGGAAGUAUGUUGCUUUCUGUAGACACAUUAUUUAAUUACCCAGUACAUUAUAUCAUUCAGUAUUGUAAUAUACACAAAACUGGUUGGUUGUUUUUUGUUUAUUGUAACAUGUAUAUUUGUUACAAGUCGUUCAAAUCAUGCCCUGUUUCAUUUUGUUCCCUCCAAUUGUUUUUCCAACUGUAUUUUUAUCUGUAUAUUAUUGUGGUAAUCUGGACAUGUUCUACCUUGCUACAUUGUAUGUGCUUGUUAUAGUGCGUUCUGCUGAAGUGGAUGUCCUGUAUUCUUGAAAUGUUGACAAUCAGCUGAUAAAUUGUACAUGGGAUUUUUAUGCUUUCAAUACCAUUUUGGGUGUUCAUUGUUUGUCUACCAGUUCUCAAUAAGUAAUGAGUGACUACCACAAUCUACUUAGUAUAUGCCUGGCUAUUUUCUGACUUGAGACUAUGUUGGUUAGGCUCCUAAACACUUGGCUCAGGGGCGAUCAUGACUGUGACGCAAGGAUAUUAGCCCCAAAGGUUGCAGCUGUGAUAUCCUCACACUCCCAAGCCUGUCCUGCUCUACCAAAAUAUAUAUAUAUAUAUAUAUAUAGAUAUAUAUAUAUAUAUAUAUAUAUAUAUCUAUAUAUAUAUAUAUAUAUAUAUAUAUAUAUAUAUAUAUAUAGAUAUAGAGAGAGAGAGAGAGAUAUAUAUAUAUAUAUAUAGAGAGAGAGAUAUAUAUCUCUCUCUAUAUCUAUAUAAUAUAUAUAUUUUAAUACCCCCAUUGUUACAGUAAAGGAAAUAUCUAGUGCAAUUUACACUUCCCCUGUUUCAUUUCUGCAUUAAAUGGUAAUAAUUUGAUGAAGAUCCCACCCAGUAUUUGCCCGUGUCAUCUGAGAUCUCAUGCUGAUCCUGUGCCGUUUGUCACUAUAUCUCAGCCACGCUUGGAGUGUUUGCUGUAUUUUUACUGUCUGUGGGCACUGUAUUUGUGUUUUUGCCUCUCCUUUUGUGAUUGUCUUUCUCGCUCCUUUCUAUAGUUUGCAGCUGGACCUCGACCAACACAUCACCAGGUAACAUGUCUUCUGUUGCUUCCCAGCCCUCUUCUGCCCCCAUAGUCUCACUUGUCCUACUAACUUGUCUGCUAUGUUUAUUGAACACCAAUGGGCAGCCACAGCAAUUGAAAGGUGACUUGUGAAUAACACAGGAGUGUUUGCACUAAGUGCUUUUUGUGACAGUCCAAAUCUGAAACCAUUACUAAAUGAAUCAUUGUUAUAACACAACCUUUUGCAUUGGGUACCUCUACUUUUAUUCUAGUGAAUACUAUGGGUUGUGAUUUUGUGCCGGAUUGCUCACAAAACUGUGCUCAGGGAAAACUGUACACAGAGGCAUGGAAAGCUGUAAUUUGUCACCGCUAACUUUGUCUUCAAAUGCCUCUAUCCAAGAUCUGCGUAGAUUUUAUACUCUAGUUUUUUGAAAGCUAAAUCAUUUUAAAUUUCUGUAUAAUCCAGUCCGGGCAAGCUACACUCGUUCUCAAUGCCUUUGGCUGCUCAUUGGUGCUAAUUUAACACAAGUCUUUUAAAGAUGGGUUCGCUCCUGUUGGUAUUGGAGAUUCAUCAAUCGAUCUAUGCGUAGGUCUGUUAUCCUGCAGGCAAAUGUGAUUUAUCUGCUGAAUAAGGCCUAUUAUUUGAGUUCUCAGAUUUCAAACCCUAAUAUUAAAAAAAGCAGGAGGGAAUGCAUUUGUAAAGGAAUCAUUGUCUUUUACCCAUGUAAAACACUUUUUUUUAUUAUUUUUUUUAUGUGUAGUGUUCAUGGUUUAAUAUGUAUACAGUAUAAAGUAAGAAUUGCCCUGUCACAGUUGGUAUACGCUGGGCUUGCUGGAAGCACAAUGCAAAUACCAGAGGGUAACGAAGGAAACCCUAAAAAAAAAGCACUGUAACUGGUGACACAGACAGAAGAUUGCUAGGCAGAAUAAUGGCGCAGUUCUGACAAUUCAGAAACACAGGAGAGCUGCUGUGCGUAUUGGGUUUCAGUUUGUCGAGAUGAACACAGCCAAUCGCUAAUCUCCAAGCCCAGCCCAGUCCCUCCAUGCCCUGACUGUGCCCAUUUUAAUAUUAUUUAGUAGGAACUGGCACCAGGUGAGGUCAAUCCAACUCUUGGUUAAUAGUUUUCCUUUGUCAUUGUUCUUUCAAGGCUCAGUGAACCAGAAAUGCUCAAAUUGGCCUGCCAACACGAGAAUUUAUUGUUUACCCCAUCUUUAUCUCAUUGGGAUGCCGACACAAGAAUUUGUUUACCCCAUCUUUAUCUCAUUGGGAUGCCGACACGAGAAUUUAUUGUUUAUCCCAUCUUUAUCUCAUUGGCCUGCCGUCAUGAGAAUUUGUUUACCCCAUCUUUAUCUCAUUAUCCUGCCGACUCGAUAAUUUAUUUAUUUGUUUAUCCCAUCUUUAUCUCAUUAUCCUGCCGACACGAUAAUUUAUUUAUUUGUUUACCCCAUCUUUAUCUUAUUGGUCUGCCGACAUAAUUUAUUUAUUGUUUUCCCCAUCUUUAUUUCUUUAGCCUGCCGACACGAGAAUGUAUUUAUUGUUUACCCCAUCUUUAUCUUAUUGGUCUGCCGACACGAUAAUUUAUUUAUUGUUUACCCCAUCUUUAUCUUAUUGGUCUGCCGACACUAUAAUUUGUUUACCCCAUCUUUAUCUUAUUGGUCUGCCAACACUAUAAUUUGUUUACCCCAUCUUUAUUUCAUUGGCCUGCCAACACUAUAAUUUGUUUACCCCAUCUUUAUUUCAUUGGCCUGCCAACACUAUAAUUUGUUUACCCCAUCUUUAUUUCAUUGGCCUGCCAACACUAUAAUUUGUUUACCCCAUCUUUAUUUCAUUGGCCUGGCUUUGCCUAUCCCAUUGCUUUCCCAUCAUUUGCCUGCACUGUAUGCUACUGUGAGAUCUUCAGAUGUCAUUCCAUAUAGAAUGAAUAAGUCUUGAGAAUACUGCCUUUUAAAUGUACAAAUCUGUAGACGUUGGCGAUCUACAGAAUUAAUCUAUGUUCUCCCUAAAUAUAUCUCUUCAAAAGGGACACUCCAAUCACCCCACACAAGAUGUAUACAAUAUUUAGAAUAGGUCAGGUGUUUUUAUUUUUUGUUUUCAUUUUGCACCAUCUUCUACUCAUCUUAUGCACAAUAGUGCAGCAGUAUGAUACGUCAAGGAUAAUCGCACUUUACUACUGAGACAUUGAGGGCUUUCUUCUAGUUUCCAUGAGAUUGCUGCAAGCACAUAAGUUAAAUCCGUAAAGGGACACUCUGAGUACCAAAACAACUUAGGCCUAAUAAAUGGUGUUUGGUAUAUAGCUAAUGUCCAUGCAGUCACACUCCUCAGUUCUCUGCCAUUUAAGAGUUAAAUCACUUAGUUUAUACAGCCCUAAGCACACCUCUUUUGCAUGUGACCUAUACAGUCUCCCUUUACAUUUCCACCACUCACAAGGUGGUGAGGGCAUUACAUAGGAGGAGAAGGAGGCUAUAUAGACUAGUAAUGCAAUGCCCUCACCACCUUGUGAGUUCAUUUGUUUAGAGGGGGAUAUCUAGACUCCUAGACUCUAGGAUCAUAGCCCCUUUUUUUCCCACAAGGCUAAUCCACACUUAGUAUAAUUGAGACUGCAGAGAUGUUUUGCUACCUAGUUUGUCAGAUUUAUCAGUAGUGUCAAGAUACACUUUCACUGUGUGGCUUUGAUACUAUAUACAUUGUUAGUAUCCUCCUCUAAUAUGUAUGGAGAUCUCUAUUUGGACUAAGCAUAGCUUUUUCCAGAUCUCAGCCUGUUCUCUUAUAGCACUCUAUGGAGAGAAUUCUAUGCAGCUUUGUAAUGUCUAGAUGCUUUUUAUAUAUAUACACACACACUCUAUGAUCUCACUCUAGACAUUGACCAAAUUAUUGAAGUCUGAGCAAUAUUUUAAGCAGCGUAAUUGGUGGAUUAGCCAUUUGUCUUUUGUUACUUUUUUUUUCUUUUGACGUCACUUUUUGGUUAUAAUAUGGGGCUUGUUUGAUAAGCAUACAAUAAUUUGUAAAUAAUUAUAAUUAUAAUUUUUUAAGUGAUUAUUUCCAGCAGACACUCACCCGCAGGAAUUUCUUAUUCCAUAAGGCAGCGUGUCAUUUAUAUUUGUAAAAUCAAAUCCAACCUGUAUCCUGCAUCUUCUCCAUGUUUUCUGCCUAAAUUCAGAGUGUUGAAAUGAAAUACAACUUUCACCAUUGUAGACAUUUUAAAUCCUAAUGCAGAUUCAUCAGGCAAACACAGAAUUAUUCUCCAUUUAACCAUUCUAGUUUUGGAGGCUACACUUGGUUUUCCUUGAGACACCAUAGGAAUUUUAGUGCAUUUUUACAGAUGUCUGUAACAAGCAUUUGAAGCGUCUGUACAGAUUUUUGAUUUUGGAAUUGUUGAUUCGGUAUUGGGACAGUGCACAUUUUUGUAUUAUCUCCUCUUUGCUAGUAGACAGUCAUUUCUCUUGAGAUUGCCCAGGUUCUAAGCUAGCUCAGGAUACCAAUCUGGAGUGGCAGCAGAUUGGGGGUACCAGCUGAGAUCACAGGGCAAAAAGAAUGGUAGAAAAGGACAGAGUCGAAGAUCUAAGGAAAUAGACUGAUCUGGUAUGACGGAUGAGAGACUAGGCAGAGAGAGGGUAUUAGACAUACUGGCUGGGGGACACAUGGGUGAGGAUGGUACAGUGAUGUGAGAAGAGUCCAAAAGAGGGAACGGAAUAGAGAACAACUAGUGGAAGAGAUUAGUGAGGUUAGAUAUUGCGAGAAGUUAUGUAUUUUGUUCUUUUUUUAAAGGUCCUCUCAAGCCACCACAAACUAGAGCUGCUUGGUAAUGUGACUAGGUAGCCCACUAGUCAAUCUGUGUCAUUAGGAAGCCUGACUUGAAAUCUGUCGGAUGUCUGUCCAUAUCUGAGACCAUUCUCGCUAUACAGAAAGUGUCCCCUGCUGUCUGUCCACCGGUGCCUGUGUUUUAUUCUGUCUCUCUUUCUACAUGUCACAUAUAAGGUGCAUCAUUUAAUAUCAAGCCCUUCAUAAAGCAGUGUAUUUAUGCUCUUGGAAUAGAGAGAUUAUCGGAGAUAGAUAUGUUUUAUAUAUAGAUUGUUUUAUUUAUAUAUAUAUAUAUAUAUGUAUAUAUAUAUAUAAUGUCUAAAAGGAACUUUCAGUGACCCAGGGAAGUCACAGCUAAUGCAGAACUUAGUAUUUUGAGAGAAUUUCACCAAAGUAUUUUCAAGUAACAAUUUUUGUUUUAUUCGAGGAAGCUUGGGGACAGCCUUUUUGUUAUUCAUGUCACUUCCUGUGUUUUAACAUGUCGUGCACAGGGAGCUUCCCCAGCUUCCUGAAAAUCACCUGCAUAAUUAUGUUCUGUCUAGGGUCUGCAAGCUACAGAAACCUUUAUUCGCACAGAAGAGAUGCAUAAGUUUGGUUCCAUUUUUAACUCCAUUAUGAUCCCUCUGAGAUUUUUACGAUCACUCACUCCAGCCAGGAUUAAUAUUUUGACAGAUGAAGGUUUUAGUUGGCCAAUUUCACAAUUAGUAGCAUUCAGGAAACAUAUAGCUAUAUACACAAUAAAGAGGCAUUAUCUGACACUUCUUUCACCUCUAAGUUACAAGGAUGUUCCCUUCCUGUUGUGUUUUUAUUUUUUUGAUGAUGUGACCAUAUUGUUUAAGAAGGGAAACAGUCUAUUUGGAUGAAAUCUAUCUAUCAGAGGGAGAUUUACUAUGCUGAGAACUGGGUGGGAUGGGGAUGGUUUGUCUUGUUCAUGUGUAUGAGUUGUUUUGUCUUGUCUCUCCUACUGAUCUUUGUAUACUCUUCCAUUGGUUUUCCCUCUGAUUCUUUUUCCAAGGGAGGAUUCAGACCCAUCCAGGUAAAUGACACUGAACUCCUAAAAUGAGUAUAAUUGUGACAUCCUUUGUUAUAGUUUGACAUAAUAACUAUUUGGGGACAUGAUGUGUGUGUUUUUUUUUGUUGUUGUUGUGGGGCCAGUGAGGGAGGCAAGUUGUGUUCAGGCUGAGUAGAGCCAUUAUUGGCAACACCUUUCGAUUUAGGAGAUGGUGAGAAUGUGAAGUUGUUUUAACUCCUAGGAACAGGUUGGACAAUAUGGACCAAUGAAGCAGCUUUCUUGAUUUAUAAAUAGUUUUAAUGACUAAUGCUAAACAUGCUAUAUUUAUAUAAAAUGUGUUUUAUCAUCUGACUCUUUGUUACACCUGUUGGUUGUCACUUUAUUAAAACCUUGUGUUCACUGAGUACUGCAGAUAACUUACUCUCACUGCUUUUAAAUGAAACUGCAGUGAAGGGCAGUAAAUACCCUUAGAUAUACAUGCACAUAUAUUCUUAUAGUGUCUCUUCAGACACCACAGAGGUACCACAAGGAGCAUAAUACUUAAACAAGUUGCUCUGUCAUUUGGUGAAGACAUGGGCUCUAUAAAAGCCUGAGCUCGCUGAGACCAAAAGAUCCCCAUUAUUAGAGUAUACUGAUAACACCAUUGUUACUGUAGAGUAUACCAAUGGAUCCAUUAUCACUGGAGAGUAUACUUAUGGUUCCAAUAUUACUGUAGAGUAUACCGAUGGAUCCAUUAUUACUGGAGAGUAUACCGAUGGAUCCAUUAUUACUGGAGAGUAUACCGAUGGAUCCAUUAUUACUGGAGAGUAUACCGAUGGAUCCAUUAUUACUGGAGUGUAUACCGAUGGAUCCAUUAUUACUGGAGAGUAUACCGAUGGAUCCAUUAUUACUGGAGAGUAUACCGAUGGAUCCAUUAUUACUGGAGUGUAUACCGAUGGAUCCAUUAUUACUGGAGUGUAUACCGAUGGAUCCAUUAUUACUGGAGUGUAUACCGAUGGAUCCAUUAUUACUGGAGAGUAUACCGAUGGAUCCAUUAUUACUGGAGAGUAUACCGAUGGAUCCAUUAUUACUGGAGAGUAUACCGAUGGAUCCAUUAUUACUGGAGAGUAUACCGAUGGAUCCAUUAUUACUGGAGUGUAUACCGAUGGAUCCAUUAUUACUGGAAUGUAUACCGAUGGAUCCAUUAUUACUGGAAUGUAUACCGAUGGAUCCAUUAUUACUGGAGAGUAUACCGAUGGUCCCAUUAUUACUGGAGAGUAUACCGAUGGUCCCAUUAUUACUGGAGAGUAUACCGAUGGUCCCAUUAUUCCUGGAGAGUAUACUGAUGGUCCCAUUAUUCCUGGAGAGUAUACCGAUGGUCCCAUUAUUCCUGGAGAGUAUACCGAUGGUCCCAUUAUUCCUGGAGAGUAUACCGAUGGUCCCAUUAUUCCUGGGGAGUAUACCGAUGGUCCCAUUAUUCCUGGAGAGUAUACUGAUGGUCCCAUUAUUCUUGGAGAGUAUACUGAUGGUCCCAUUAUUCUUGGAGAGUAUACUGAUGGUCCCAUUAUUCCUGGAGAGUAUACUGAUGGUCCCAUUAUUACUGGAGAGUAUAGUAAUGGAUCAAUUAUCACUGGAGAGUAUGCUGAUGGUCCCAUUAUUCCUGGAAAGUAUACGGAUGUCCCUAUUAUUACUCUAGAGUAUAGUGCUCUCCACAUUAGUACUCAAGAGUAUAGUGCUGGCCCCAUUAGUACUGGAGAGUAUACUAAUGGUGCUGAAAGUCUCAAUUUUUUAGGAGAGUAUGUGGAUUUUAGUUUUAUACCUCAAAUAGGCUAACUAGGAAAUCACAAAGAAGUGUCUGCAUUCCCUGUACAUCCACAUAUUGUCUUAUAUUAUGUUCCACAAGAUUGGGGGCUAGUACAGACUAAAAGUGGGGUCUUGAUAGCCUGCUCUGCACUUUUUAAUGUAUUUGACUGGCUGUUUUUUCUGUUUUGUGUUCAGUUUUUCCAGAGGCCACAGAUACAGCCUCCACGCACAGCCAUUCAGAAUAACAACCCUUCCAUACGACCCGGUGCCCAGACUGCAACAGCGGUUUACCAAACCAACCAGCCCAUCAUGAUGGUCAACCAUCUUCCUAUGCCAUAUGCAAUGCCACAAGGGCCACAGUACUGUAUUCCUCAGGUAAUCUAUAUAUCAUGAUCUGAUAUUAGGUCUGUGACUGCAGUAUGAGUUUCUAAAAUAUCUCGAGUUUAAGAGGCUUGUUUAAACCAAGUCUGUCCAGACCAAGUUCUCCUGCCAGACUUAACUCUUUUGAUUUGUGCACAAAUAAGCAGUGUAAAAGCUGAGCGUGUCUCUGGACAUAACCCUGGGUUUAGACAGCCUUGCACAGUUUGGGAACUGGACUCUAUGGGGACACAGACCACUCACAUUAAUUAACCCCUUGAGGACUAUAUGGGUGAAGUAUGCCUUACUUUCCAAAGAGGUGCACACCUCUGUCUUGCGAUAAAGUGUAAAUUAAUCCUCGCAGGGUGUCUGGUUAUCAUUUUUUGCUCUUUUUCUCCUAGUAUCGACAUAGUGCUCCACCGUACGUGGGACCCCCUCAGCAGUAUCCAGUACAGCCGCCUGGCCCCAGUCCUUUCUAUCCGGGUCCUGGCCCUGGGGAGUUCACCAACCCCUAUGGUAAGGACAUCUCAUGGGCAGAGCUGUCUCCUCAUGAAAAGAAGCCCCUAGUUUGACAUAUUUAGUCUGGUGUAUUUGGUUCUCUAAGCAACUGCCCCUCCAUGGCUGCUCUGUGGAUGGGACGAUUGGCCUUAUGUGUUUGAGAUAUUCCAAACAUACUUAACCAUUUUAUUACUAAAUGUUCUUAUUAAUUAAAUCAUUUGCAUAUCAGAGGCCAUUAAACUAGUACUAUAAUUUUUACAUUUUAUAUAACAUUAUUUCAAAUGAGUAUGUCAGUUAAAUUAAUGUAAUUAAUAAAGGAUCACUGAGACCUUUUUGUCAAUACACAUUUGUAAAGUGCCAUUGUUUAGAAAUCAGAAAUGUACCAUGUAGUGUUGCCAUCUUGUGUGAUGUCAUAACAUGUGCGCCAUAUUAGUACUUCAGUGCGUAUAUGCUACUCUCUGCUGAUCUCUGCAGAAUAAUCAGAGGCAUAAUCUGCAUAUACUAUUUGAAUGUUAACAUACUUACACUUGUUGGCUCGCUAUUAUUUUUUGGAAUAUUUUAGAAGAUAGUGUGUGUUUCCAUAGUAAACUGUUUGUUUCUCCUGGAGAGCGCUUGGCGAUUUUACUGCUCUUUCAGACACUAGUUUUCACUUAUGCCUGAUUUACUAGAUCUCCUGUCUCCAUUUGGGACCAGUGACAGCAGAAUGGCUCUCCUGACUCGUGUGAGAGGGGGAGGUGAAAAUAGUAUGUACCCUGGAAAACACAAACACUCUUUGCCAAACAUUUCCUGGCUUCCUUCAUGGGACACUCCAGGCUUCGAAAGCAGAUGUUGAGUGAUGCAAAAUGUUUGGAUUUUUGAAUGCAUUGUGUGUGCUUUGUCUCUGUAAUGCAAUAAAAUGAAUCACCGGAUGGGGACUGAUGUUAGGGAGGGCAGGCUGAGGGGAGGGUCAUAGGUGGCACAGGGAGUUGGUGAAUGUCGCCAUUUGCUUCUAGCGCUAACAUGCUGUGCGUCAUGGUGUCAAGCGCCCCAAUUACACAGAAUUUACGCUAGUCAGCCUUUAACUCUUGUUCUGGGCUGGCUAAUGACACAGCAGCAGCUGGCGUUACACCCCAGGCAGCGGAGAAGUUAAACUCUGUAUGUUCCGCAUCUCAUAGCAAAAUGCUGCACAUACAGACAUACAGGCAUUUUGCUUGGAGUAACCCUUUAAAUAACCAGAGGAAAGACUAACUGUUAAAAUAAAUUUAUAGUGCAGCCUGUAUUGUGGGUUUUUUUUUUAUUACUCUUUUAGUUACAAUUGUGUUACAGUACAAAUGUAUCAGUGGAUAUUAUUUAAAAGAAAUGUUUGUCAUUAGAAAAUGUACACAAUGCUUACAUUUCCAAAUUUAAAAUACUGCUGCUAUGCAGCAAGUUAAUCCAUGUAUUCAUCAGAGCAGAGAGAAGCCCUGGCUUGCAGGGAGCAGGCUGGUCCUUUUCACUUCUUUUUCUGUAUCGGCUGGACUGGCUGUUUGUGCUGAGCCAGCACAGCUAGGAUAAUCUGCAGUGCAGGCUCCCUCUGCUACCAUCAGAACUGCUGAAACUUACCUGCAAGCCCGGAAAAAAGCCCCCUGAGUGUCAUUCACCAAACACAAAUAAAUAGCUCGAAUUAACCCAAAAUCACUUUACCUGCACAGAAGGUGUGGGCAGUCCUGAUUUGCUUCCAGUGACUCUUUAGCAUGUGUAGUCCGUUUAUAUUCCUCCGUUUUUAAUCAUAUCAAUCCUUAAAUUGCUGUAGGAGCAUGGGAAUACAAUAGUAAGGGGAUUCACCACUAGCGGUAUUCUCUUCUGAUGGGAUUGGCCAACAUUAAUAUUUGGGUAGUGUUUGUUAUAGCAGUGGUCUAUGUAGCAUAUUGGUGUGAUGGGGCCAAUCGUUUAGGGUGAUGGGAUAACCUGGUGUAUAUCAUUUUUGCACUGCUAAAUUAAACAUAUCCGUUAUCCUACUGAAAUUUUAGAUGAGCGGGUCACUGAUGACUAGGCUCAGCCAUAUUUUAGUGUGAAUAGAAUGCAGCUUUUUAAUAAACCUGACUUUCCUUUUCAGGCACGCCAUUCUACCCAAGCCAGCCCGUGUACCAGUCCGCACCAAUCAUAGUGCCUACACAGCAGCAGCAACAGCCACCUCCUCCGGCCAAGAGAGAGAAGAAGACGGUAAAGCAUUUUAAAUUCUAGAUUUAAAGCUUUGACUUGCUCAGUCAAUGCCAUUCUUUAUAGAGAGACGUACCCAUAAAAUAAUGUGAGCAAUCAGGGUGGAGGCAGCAUAUUACGAGUGGAUCAGACUGCUUUAUAAAUUGCAGUAAAGAAUGCUUAAAUAUUAUGUCUACCUGUGAGUUCAUCACACUGUGUCCCUCUGCACUUCCAGAUCCGAAUAAGAGACCCCAAUCAGGGCGGCAAAGACAUAACAGAGGAAAUAAUGUCUGGGGGUAGCCGGAACCCCACACCUCCCAUUCUCCGACCCAGCUCUACACCAACACCACCUCAGGUAAGUCACACCCUCCCCACAGCUCAUCUUACCGUGAACUGUAUCUGUAAUAUUCUCUUACCACGAAAACUUCCUCUGCAUGGCAGCUUGCUCACUGUAUCCUGCCAGUGAUCUCUGACCAUACGGUUAUCCUUUAAAUGUGUAAUACUGGUCACUUAGUGCCUGUCACAAUUCUUUUACUUCAAGAUAGCAUAUUCACUUUAUUUCUUACUUGGUAAACUCUGUUUAUGUGUUUAACGGUUUUACAGCAGGGAAUUUGCAGUAUGCAACUUACUUAGUAUCUCUUAAAUGUAAUUCUUGUAUUUGUAGAUAGAUCAUAUAGUGUGUGUGUCACAGCUGAGAAUUCAUGUUUUUUAUGAUUAUCCCAAGGACUAGUACCUGUUUAUCGUCCUCCACUCCCGUUUUAUGGCAACUUAAAUCACUUCUUAUUUCUUUGCUGAUUCGGUGUGUUUCUUCCGAGUUUAGGUCUGUGUUGUAUUUCGGUUUCAGUGUAUUAGAUGUGACUUGUUCCCAGCUAGUACACUUUGGGAGUUUUGAGUGUUAUAUCCCUUGGAAUUCUGGGUAUUUUCUUUCAUCAAAGUUUUGUUUUCCUUUAUUUCAGACCUACUGUUAGCAAACCAUUUUGCCAGCUAGAAAUAAACGCAUAUAUUCCAUGAAACGCCGCAUGCAUUAAUCCCCAGUUUGUAUUUUAUUUGAACCUCUGAAGGAGGGAGAGUUUGAGGGAUAUUGUCUUAUUAUGGGUUUUAAUGUCUGCUUUUUUCCUUUUCCUGUCUUCUUUUAUUUAUUUAUUUAUUUAUUUUUUCCCUUUCGCCUUUUUCCCACCUCAAAUUUUUAAAAUUGACCAAUAUCUUUAAUUUGCUUUGAUUUAUGCUUCACUUCCCCCUCCCAAUAUUCCAACAUUGCCUUCCCUCUCUCUUGCUUUUCCAAUGCUGCCUUUUUCCUGCAUUUUGUUGCCCUUUUUUUGCCAGUUUUUCUGUUCGCGCGCUCAUUAUCACCCUCUUUUGUACUUCAAAUCCCAGCAGCUGCCUAGCCAGGCUCCUGAGCACAGCACAGGGGUGUUUGGGACAAUGGAAAGCCCACAUCUUACUGCCAGCAUUCCCGCCAUUGCUGCCAUUCAUCCCAAAUCAGGUCAGUACCCCUCACCAUCGUAUUAGACAUUCAUUAUGUUCUUUGCUAAAUAUCACAAUUUGAAUGUUUUGGAACCAGAACCAGGGAUAUCUUUAACUGGUUAAGCAUGGUGGUUGAUUUGAAUAUUCUCCAUAUGAUUCUGGUUUUCACAAUACUGGGGUGUCCUGCUUUGUUGUGGAAUGGUAUCCUAGUUACAAAUGAAUAGGCAGGCAAGCAUGAACUGGAAGUCUGGUUUGCUGAGCCAUGCUGUCCACAGUGUCACUCAGAGGCACAGACAAUGUUUUAAAUUAUGAUCUUAUGACGUUUUGUGGCAGACUAGGGGCCUGUGUUGCCAGCGAAGUUGCAUAGGCUUUUCAGAGUGAACCGCAUUUCCAUUGUUAGAGCUGCGCUUUGGGAGGUGGGGUGGAAGCCGAAGUUAAAAAAUAAAAUAAAUAAAAAUCUGAAAGUAGUGCAGUCAGCUCCCUAGCCCAGCCUGCCACCACGAAAGGCAUCCUCUCUGCUCCCUGAUGAGCUGCCGCGCAGGGGCCCUCUCUGCUCCCUGAUGAGCUGCCGCGCAGGGGCCCUCUCUGCUCCCUGAUGAGCUGCCGCGCAGGGGCCCUCUCUGCUUCCUGAUAUCCUGCUGCCUUCCAUGUAUUUACCUAUUGCCACAUAAACCUUUCACCUGUCCUUCAUUGACCAUUGCUGCCUGACUCCGUGUUCCCUGAGCAUUCUAGUAUCAAUGAGUACUAAAUGAGAGAAAUAUUUAUAGUCCUUGCCAAUCUGUUCCAGUGACAUUUACAGGUCAGACUUUUAGUACCAUUUUCUGUCCAUUUCUACCUCUCUUCUUUAGGUGAAAACUCAAAGCUACAUUUAGAAUGUCUCUAUUGCUGUUGUGCCCAUAGCAUCUGAUUUCAUUUCGUUUUCUAAACUUUUAGAGGAGAAGCCAAAACAAGAUCUUGUGUUAAAAUCAUCUCCUCCUCCUUGCCUACAAGCAGAAUCUAGCGCAAUGGAGAAAAGUAUUGACUCUGAUACAGUCCCUUUGGACACUAGCCCUGAACGCCCACAGACAACUAGUCUAUUGCCGCUUGUAGCAACAACUCCACUUGCCGUACCCACCGUUCCGGCCUUUACCUGCCACCUGGAGGACACUAGCGAGGGUGAUGAGUCUCCUCCAGCUACUGAAAUCCUCCCAGAGGAAGCAGCAGCAGAUGAGAUGGAGGAUGAGCUAUGCAAGGAUCCUCUUGGGCUUCCGAUACCCACGGAGGUCCUAGUGAUUGCUCAGGAAAUAAAUGGAAUAAACUAUGAAAAAACCACCUUAGACAAUACACCUGGGGAAAAAGUACUGUUGGGUGACGUGGUCGUGCCAGAAGUGCCAGAGUUGGUGCCAUCCUCACCCUCAGACACAGACGUUGAAUGCACUUCCUCUUCAAAUGUGCCUCUUUCAUCCCAAGCUUUGUCAGUGUCCUCACAGCCCGAGUCUCCUCCACCUCCUCUUAUAGCUCCUGCUGCUCUCUGUACCACUAAAUACUCUCCACCUGCAACAAUUCUUCCACCUCCCAGUCAGGGACAUCUGGAGGAACAGGAGGAGGUAAGAACUUCCAUUGUAGAUGGUGCAGGUGACUUAACGAACAAAGGAAGAUUGGAAGCAGAGUCUGAACUGGAGCACAAUGUCCAACUUCUAACUGUCACCUCAAGGAAAAGUCCUGUGGAAGGUAGGUGAACGCUGUGUCCACUGCCGUUAACAAGUCUCAAGGUUGCAGUCAUUAGAAAUGUUCGCGGCUUCAAAAGAAGCCGCUAAUGUAAGCACAUGUAGCAGGACUUGUUUGCCAAUCUCUUUUCAGGUUCCCAUGUGUUGCUGGUAGUGAUUUAUUAUAUCGUCAUGGGAGCGGUUACGCAUUUCAGUUUAUUUACUAUCCAGUAAAUUGCAAUACAUUUUAAAAUUGAAAAAUGUGGUCAAAAAAUUGGCAAAACGGGGUGAUUAGAGAAUUUUUCCAAUGUAGCUAUUUCAGUUUUACAGGUGUUUUCAGUUCAUCAAUAGACACUGUUUAGUGAAUAAACACUUCUGUGUUUUUAAUUAUGCAUAGUUACUGUUGAAGUGUUGGAAAUAAUUGUAUUUGUUUUGGGACAUAAUUAUUUAAGCUCUAUGUUUACGCCAUUCAUUUGUUAUGGUGUCACCCCUGACAUGUCUUUUGUCCUUAAUUGGGAUAUGACAAAAACUAGUGAUUUUCUGUAGUGUUCACACCAAUAAUGGUUAAAAGAGUGUGAACAAUAAUGUUCACAAAGUGAUUAAACUCCUAAAAGUCAGAGAAUUUAGCAGUGAGACUGCAGGGGCAUGAUCUAUACACCAAAACUGCUUCAGAUUGGUUUGGUUCUUAGUGUCCCUUUAAAUUUGGCACUGCAGAUGCCUGUGAAUGAUACUGUUCCGCUAACCUUGUAGACGUCCAUGAUUUGCGCUGUUCAGCUUUAGCCUCCAUGUCCACUAGAACAUCCAAUCCCCUUUACUACUCCCUGUAGGUUCAUACCCACCUGUACACCUGUCCUGUUCACCUGCCCAAAUUAUGCUUCCAAUGGCUCUGUCGUAUUUCAUGUACAUUUGUGUAUUUAAUAAAUUUGUACAGGCAAAUAUGCUAUUGUGCUGCAUAGAUUCUUUGAUCACUCAUUUUGGAGUACAUUUGGCAGAGUACAGUUUAAAUAGGGAGCACCGUGUCCAUGUCCCAUCUUCUGAUCGCAGAUUAGUUCCAUCAUUGAGGUUGACUCACACCAUGAAAUUACCAUGUAAUUGUGUGUUGAAUGAAGGAUGGCAAUAAUGUGCUGCUUGUUAUUUAUUUAUUUUAUUUUUUUUGAGGCCCAACACUUGAAUACUAAUUUAAACCCUUUUCUUUCAACCCUGUGUAAGCAGGAGGUCAUUUUGUUUUGGUUUUUAUUGUACAGCAACGCAAAGCAAAUCUUAUACCUCACAGACACCUUUGGUCACCGUAUUCUAGAAGUCUGAGUUGGGGUGCGCCCCCUAAAGGCCCUCUGUGAUGGCUACAAUGUGAGCCUGCAAUGUCUUGUUUAAUAUAGAUGCUUGGUGAUAGCCAGGUAACUACUCCACACACAGUAUUUAUUUCUACGUUCUGCUUACAUUGCAUCUAGUUGGAUUCACUGAAAGCCCUUGUUCCUGACAAGUACCCAUAAGUUGGCUAUUUGGCGGUUUAAUUUUAUAAUUUCUUUUUUGUCACACCUACUGUAAUGUGUUAUUUCUGCUUCUGUGGAAAUAUUGAAGACCUUUAAUGAAAAACUGCUACAUGAGUGCUGCUGUAUAGUCUAAAACCAUGUACAUACUAUUUUACUAAAAGAUUGACACACUUUAAAAUAUUUUUUUGUUCCAGUAGAGUAUUCUGUGUACCUGAAAAUGUAAUUUCUUCCUAAAUUGACAUGGUUGUAUUGUAUAUCCUUGGGGACAGCCUCAAUCCGUGUCCUCCUCCUAAUUUCAGCUUGUCCAAAAUAGUUCAGCACUUCCAUUUUGUAGCCAGGUUAGUAGGUAAUGCGUCCCACUGAUAGCUGCUAUUCGGGAGUUUUAGAUGUGUACAUACAGAUUUAGAUUUAUUCACUAAUCUGAGAAUUGCUAAUGUGAGGCUAAAAUAUAUUUAUAGGUUUAGAGAGCUGGCUUGAGAGCAAGGUAUGACUGCCUUAUGAGUAACACAUUGCAUUUUUGUAGUCCACACAGUGGCAACUGCACCAAAGUUGUGGCAGAAACCAAAAGAUGGCAGCCCAGACAUCGAGGCAAUGUCGCAGCCAGAGGAAGAGGCAAGUACGAGCUGUGAGGCAUACCCCCUUCGAGGGACACCUCUUCUACAGUCAUAUCAUGGUCAUGUUUUUGACAGAGCUUCCCUGUAACUUCUACGUUAGUUAAAUGACCGUAUGAUCAUAUUGUAUGCUCUGUUAUUAUGUGAGCUAUCAGAGCAGCCUCCUAGCGAUAGGAGGAUUGUUAGUUACACAUGUCUUCUGUUAGCAUAGCGUUUGUUUAACAGACCAAUACUUAUUGCCAGCUCUGUGAUUUGUGCUGCAGCCUCAAGACGAGGACACUGAGGAAGAGAAACCUUUGGAAGUGGAGCAGGACCAGAUCACGGGUAACGGUGCAGCCACAGAAUGCCCCUUUAUUACCAGUACCAAACCACUAGAGGAAAAUGGAGAGGCAGAGCCUGUGCGAAAUGGAACCGAUGCCGGUUUGGCGUGCGAAGAUGUAGAUGUUCCACCAGUAGCAGAGGACGGUGUGGUAUUCCCAUAUAAAUCAGGUAGUGUUUCACUUGGUAUACUGCGUUUAGGGACUUUUGAGGUGUUGCAGCCAGUCAGGCUAACAGCCUGGUAUGGUAAAAACACACGGUAUUGUAAUCUGCCUUAUUACCUUACUCUGGGAGGACUAGAUCACGUAGAAUAGUUUCCUAAUUGUCAGUUAUUUUGCCUGUUCUUAGUGGCUCUCACUCAACACCAGUUUAUUCAGUUAGGUUUCUUUUUUUAUAAAAAAAAAAUUAUUACGGCCUAUUUCAACAUUUAUAUCCAAGUCCACCUUUUUACUUACUGAAAAAAUAUAGCAUUUGUUAAUGUUAAUCUGCCAUUUACAUUGUUACUAGCAUAACUCCCCUUCCCCUAUAUAAAGCAGUUUUAUUAGAUGUAGAAAGUAACAGGAGUAUUGCAGGAUUCAUUGUAAUAUGUCUGUUAGUAAUACGUAUAUCUCAUAAGUAUAAUGAGUGUAAGGAAUAAGAGGGAGGGUUCAAGGAAUAAAGGGGGUGGAACUUGGAAUGUCAUAGGGGGCUCAAGAAUAGAGUGAAAAUGUAAAACUCCUCAAAGCUUAUUCAGGUUAAUUAAGUCAUGGCUGGCAAUGAUGUCUUGCUAGUUGAAGUUUGGCCCAAUAGUGUUGCAACAGACUCGCCCCAUGAGAAGUCCACCUUCAAGCCAAUUAAAUUCUUUGUCAUCGUAAUAGCCCGAACACCUGUUGGUAUUGAAGGGGAAUUUGAAAUCUGUCAAUUUCAUUACUGCCCUUCUGCGUAAGGGAUAUAUGUGUACUUAUUGGUCCUAACUUUCCUUUGUGUAGGAGGAGGGCCAACAGAAAAGCCUGCAGAAAGUGUCAUGGAUCCUUCCCCGUUGCCAGCUCCCAGCGAGCAGCCCGAGGGGAAGAGACAGUAUGACAGAGACUUCCUGCUGGGGUUCCAGUACAUGCCAGCCUGCAUCUUGAAACCAGAAGGCUUGCCACCCAUCAGCGACGUGGUCCUGGACAAAGUGAGAAGAGAGGGAGGUGUCUUGGUGUGAUCUUGUGUGGGAUGAGGCUGGAUUAACCCUAAUGUAAACAUAGCAGUUUCUCUGAAACUGCUAUGUUUACAGCUGCAGGGUUAACCCUAGAUGGACCUGUCACCCAGACCACCACUAUAGGCUGAAGUUGUCUGGGUGCCCAUAGUGGUCCUUUAAUGUCACAUUUCUGAACAGUUUAAAAAGGAAGACUUUUUUUGCAAAUUUAAUUUUUAUUGCUGCUUAGAAAAAUUACCAAUAGACAAUUGUCCAGUUUUAGCAAUAUUUACCUUGCUGAAGUGCUCUGUGUGAAGUUGCUGAUCCUGAUGCUCAUUCAUUGGCUGAACGUGUCAGUUGGGCACUUAUCUAAUGAAUGAGUGACUUUGCAGAGAAAUAUGCACAUAAUUGAUAUUAGUCAACCUAGAACCCUUGUUCCGGGCUGGCUAAUGACGCUGCUGGCAGUGGCCUUAUACUUCCAGCUGCUAUUCUAAAUAUUUCUGUAUGUGCAGUGUUUCGUAUUGAAAUGCUGCACAUAGAGACUCCAGACACCGUGACUCCUUCAAAACACUGAAGUGGCCAUGGGGCUUGCAGUAACCUUUUAAGUUACAGUGUAAGGGGGUGUGGUGCAAUGCAACAUUCUGAACAUCAUUGGAUUAGCAAAACGUCUUGGGAUGAUGUAAAAAGUGUAGAGAAUAUUGGUAGAGUUAAUGUUAUUUCAAUUAAUGUAGAGUUAAUUUGUUCAGUUUAGAGAAGUUGGCUUUUACAUGAGCUUUUUUGUUGACUUUACAUUGUUUUACAGUGUUUACAUUUUGAUCUUCUUGUUUGUUGAUUCUCCAUUCUAUAUUACCUGAGGCAUGUUUAUCAGGGUAGACUUUCCCAUCAAAUUGUAAACGUUUCAAGACCUUAAAACAAAGUAUUAUUUUACAUACAGAUCAAUCAGCCAAAAAUACCCCUAAGGACCUUGGACACACGAAUGUUGCCGAGGGGCCCUGACUUCACCCCUGCCUAUGCGGAUUUUGGAAGGCCAGCUCCAGGAGGCCGUGGUGGUGUUCCUGUAAGUAUGGAAUGGUUAGUAAUCAACAAAUAACUGUGUGCUCACAUCUGGAGGAGAUUUCUCAACCUGACUGUCUCUGUUCUCUUUCCUUAUGAACCCCUCCCUUUCUUGUCCCUGCAGUUACUGAAUGUGGGUCCUAGACGUUCACAGCCAGGCCAAAGGGGGGGACCUAGGAAGAUUAUCAUGAACAUUUCUGUAACAGAUGACGUCCACUUGAAGAAAUCAGAAAAUGCAUGGAAACCCAGUGUGAAGAGGGAUGGUAUGGCUGAAGACCCAGAAAACAUCAGGACGCAGGCAUGUGUUUUAUGGGCAUUUCAAUUUCAAAUUAUUUGAAUAUUAAUAAUAUUGAUAAUCUGUGCACAGAAUGUGUUUUAAAAAUCAUUGCCAUCUUAAUGGAUUCUGAAUUAAUACUUCUUGAACUGGACACAAUUGAUCUCUUCCCUUCUUUCACCAGGCUCUCUUCCGUAAGGUCCGAAGCAUCCUCAACAAGCUGACGCCUCAAAUGUUCCACCAGUUAAUGAAACAAGUGACAGAUCUGACUGUGGACACAGAGGAACGGCUCAAGGGUGUCAUUGAUCUUGUUUUCGAGAAAGCAAUUGAUGAACCAAGCUUCUCGGUGGCGUAUGCCAACAUGUGCAGAUGCCUUGCUACAGUAAGGACGAAAGGGGAUGUCUAUUUAAAUGGGUUUCGUUAACUAUGGAGUUUUAAGGUGAUGAAUUUUAUUCCAGUGCUCCAAGUACUAUCUAAUAUAUAGAAAGGAUGGUUGGGUAAUGUGCAUUCUGUUUACUAAAGGUCCAACCUGGUUGCAGAGUCUCCCCCGCCUCCCCCCAUCCUAAACAUAAAUUCCUUCUUCCCCUUUCAAUAACCCAUAGUACAUUUUAUACUUUUGUCAAAAAGCAUGCAGAAUUAACAGGAUUUACAGUUUCUUGGGCACAUCUUUUAUAUAUUUAGCCUUCAAAAUCAUUUCUGUACAUUUUUUUUAAAUUUGUUGUAUUAUUUAUUUAAGUUCUAUGGUAGAAUUGCUUCCUACUUGGUCUUGCAGAGGAUGUUUUGUAGCAGCAGGUUUUUUUUUUUGGCAACUUACAGUGAUUUUACCUGAUUAUUACUACUCUGUUCACAGCUUAAAGUGCCGAUGGCAGACAAGCCUGGAAGCUCGGUGAAUUUCCGAAAGAUUCUGCUGAACCGUUGUCAGAAAGAAUUUGAGAAGGAUAAAGCAGACGACGAUGUUUUUGAGAAAAAGCAAAAAGAGCUUGAAUUGGCUAAAACGGUAAAGAGAGGCAAUGCAUGAGGAGCUGUCAACUGUCUACUUCAUUAUAAAUAAAGCUAAUAUCUAUAUAUUUUAUUUUUGUUUUCCUACUUUUGGAGGGAAUACAUGCCUGUUAGUUGUCACUAUCCAGUAAUACAAACUCGACGCUGCUAUUGAUGUCAUGAUCUUAUUGAGCAAACAUAUAAUUUGGGAUGCCUUCUCUAGUAGUACUUCAGCUUUCUAACAUUUCUGUCUUGUCCACAGCCAGAGGAGAAGACUAAGCUUCAGGAUGAGUUAGAGGAAGCCAAGGACAAAGCUCGCCGAAGAUCGAUCGGGAACAUAAAGUUCAUUGGGGAACUCUUCAAGCUGAAGAUGUUGACAGAAGCCAUCAUGCACGAUUGUGUUGUGAAAUUACUCAAAAAUCAUGAUGAAGAAUCUCUGGAGUGCCUUUGCCGGCUGCUCACCACCAUUGGCAAGGAUCUGGAUUUUGAGAAGGCCAAGGUGAGUGUUUAAAAACAGCUUGUUAUGUAUUUAUAGAAUGCAUGCAAGUAUCGAUGGUGAGCUUCAUAAGUCGGUGUGUUUUACAGCCACGCAUGGAUCAGUACUUUCACCAGAUGGAGAAGAUUGUGAAAGAAAGAAAGACUUCUUCCAGAAUCCGUUUUAUGCUGCAGGAUGUAAUCGACCUUCGAUUGGUAUGUUCCCUAUACUAAUUAUAAACAAAAAGCUAGAUAAAAAGAAUGAUUAUAGGUUGCCAAAAACAGCAGGGGUGUAAUCCCUGUGAUGAAUGUAGAAACAGAGACAAAAGGAGUAAAAUGGAAAAUAAUGACCUGGGACAUCAUAAUAGGGAUUAAAGUCACAAAUCAUCUACUUGAUUAAAUGAUUAGAGAUAUCAGUAAUGUAAUACAUGCAUAACCGAUACAUAUACAGAGUCUAAACUGUACUGGACAAAUACCUGAUAACACCCCGGCUUUACAACUGCAGAAAGGAGAAAUAUACCAUCCAAAUUGGAAAUGAAUGCAAAGAUGGUUAUAGGUAGAAAUAAAAUAAAAUCCAGACGCUAAUGCUGGCUAUAGUAAAGUGCAUUGAGAAUAGACAUGGGUAAAUACCUACAAGGGUGCUGAUUAGGGCAUCAAUCCAGAGGGGAAUGCUGCAAGUUAAUAAACUGAAUGAUCCUUCAUUUGUACGUAAAAUUGUGAAACUGACAUUUGGGAAUGGUGAUUUCGAUAAGAGCCGUUUUGUUUUGACGAGUGAUUUGCAGUGUAUUCUAUGUGAUUCACAGUGCAACUGGGUGUCACGAAGAGCAGACCAGGGGCCCAAAACCAUCGAGCAAAUUCACAAAGAGGCCAAGAUCGAAGAACAGGAGGAGCAGAGGAAAGUCCAACAGCUAAUGACCAAAGAUAAACGGAGACCAGGUGAGAACCGCCUCUCCAAUUACCAUCUCCCAACCACGUAAUUGCAGCCUGAGACAUAUCCAGUAAGGAGGCUGCUGUGUUCACAGGCUAUGCUUGUCCCCAGCAGGGGUUCAAAGAGUAGACGAAGGAGGAUGGAAUACAGUUCAGGGAGCAAAGAAUAAUCGUGUCAUAGACCCUUCCAAGUUCUUAAAAAUCACAAAGGUAAGUUUAAAGGCUGGAACUGACCCGUUAUUUGUAAUGUGUUGUAUAGACCAUCACGGUAUUAUAAAGUUACUCACAUGGUUUCCCGGGCUUUACAUACACUGCAAAAACUGUGACAGAAAAUGUAUUUGUUUUUUGUGAGUCUUUUCAGAGUGCUAAAUGUAUCCCACAAAUUCCUUCACAGCAAGGCUCUUUUGGAAUGGCAGGUGUUUCUGGAAGUUGUAGUUCACUUAUCAGUUUCUUAUAUUUUGUUACAAAAGGUGCUGUUUGGACUCCAGCUCCCUGAAUGCUUUGCUGUGCUUGCAAUGAUAUGUGCCUCUGUUUUAUUGGGCAUUGCAGAUAAGGCGGAAGGGAGGCACGGGAACUGCACAAUAGCCAGCAAGCAAAAAGUAACAAAGGAGACUGUGUUAAAGGACAACUGUCACCUCAACACAAUUUUUUAAUAUAAUCUUAUAGACCGUGUUGAAAAAUAUAUAGAAGUAUAUGAAAAAAAGAGACCUUUUAGUAUACGAGUGGAUCCUUCAGUCAUAUACAUGGAUCGGACAGCAGUGUCUAUGGUCUGUGCUUUUGUGCAGAGAGUAAAGCAGGGAAGAUCAUGUUGUCAGAAUUCAAACACUGUCUGACCCAAGGUGCCUGUGUAAGGCUGCAGGAUCCUGUCAAAUACUAAAGCCAAGUAUUGAGUGUUCUCACACCACAACAGAAGCGACAUUAUCAUCAUCAUCAUUCGCAUUUAUAUAGCACCUACAUAUUCCACAGUGAUUUACUGUUAUAGAAAUGGGAAGUUUAAAAAUAAAGAAGACCUUGCUCAAAUGAGCUUACAAUCUGAGAUGAUUUGAGGUUGGGAGAUAUUUAUUGUUGGGUAUUUUGCCCAGGGACACUUACUGGUAAGGUGGUCUCACCGGGAUUUGAGAAAGAGAGAUCUUGUAUUCUGUGGCUGUACUUGAUGGUCGCAUACUCACAUUCCAUGAGAAAUUUAUCCACGGGGAAUAAGAAAUGCAAUUUAGUUUUUGGCUGCUUUUGGCACCAGAUUGUGUGAUAUUUCACAGGAAGCUGCAGGACAAAUGAUCUGCAAAUUUGUUGCCAUAUUGUGUUUUUCCAGUUGCCAAAUGAAAUUUAGAAUUUUAAAUAAAAUGUGGAACCUGGAGUGCUUUCUGCUUAAAACGGGCAGCCUCACCAUAACCCCCACAGUCUAAAGUUUGUCCUGCCAUUGCUUGGGUGAGAUAUUUUGCACAUACCAUCUAUAUUGCUUCAUAGCUUGCUAGUUCAGGGUCAGGAUAGAUAUUUACGACGGACGUUCUUUGUAGCCACUAACCGAAAUAUACAUUUUUGCAGCUAGCCAGUAAAUUGUUCCUGAAAUAGGAAGCAUACUAACUGUAAGUGCCUGGCUGUGGGUGAGAAUGCAUGCUGGGUCCGCCUUUUAGGUUGGCUCAGUGCUUGUAUGUAAUUGUACCAUGUCUUCUCCUUCAAGCCCACAAUAGACGAGAAGAUUCAGUUGGUGCCAAAGGCUCAGCCUGGUAGCUGGGGGAAGGGAAGCAGCGGAGGUGCAAAAGCCAGCGACACAGGUAAGAAAAUAAGUGUUUACUAUGUCAUCAGCAAACUAUAACCACUAACCUUUCAGAAUCUAUGCUUUCUCUGUUUAUAGUGGUCCUCGGUGUAAGAUUGCUAAGGGCACAAUUCGGCCUGCAGGUGUUUGUGUAGCUGUAUUCAUGAAAAACCAGAAAUGUAUCAUUUCAGCAUUAGCCAGUUAGGCAUAGCUGGUGUAAAGGUGUUUUCCUAGAAAACAGAGUCCCUAGGUGGGUUUUUUAAGUCUUGCACAUUCCAUACAAGUCCUUGUGCGGUCACUGAGGAAUAUAGCUUCCCUCUUUGACAUCACAGAGUGAGGGCGAUAGCUGUAGCCAAAUUGCUUCAUCUAUCAUACAUUGGCUGAUGGGAACCAAGGACCCUUGCACCAUAGUCAUUCCAUAUACAUUGGUGGUUAUGUAACACUUUAACCUGUCUUCCCAUGCUGGCAUGGUGAUAGACUGUAACAUUUUAUUUACUUUGGCCAUUAUAUUUAAAUACUCUGCCUCUGUACUUAACCCCUUAAGGACACAUGACAUGUGUGACAUGUCAUGAUUCCCUUUUAUUCCAGAAGUUUGGUCCUUAAGGGGUUAAAGCAUCAUAGACAUAAUGUUAAGAACCUGUUUGUUUUAUUUGUCUCUGGUAGAAUCAUUGAGACCGGGUGCCCCAGGACUAAACAGAUUCUCUGCCCUUCAGCAAUCUCCAUCUCCAACCUCAUCUCCUACAAGUGCUGAACAAGAUCCGCGCAGGAUUCUUGCAAGGUAAUACACUGUAACACAAUGCAAAAUCUUACAGCUGGGAUUUUUUCAAACAGGAGAGGUUAUCCAUAUCCUUCACCCUUAGCAGAAUUUGUAAUAAUGUUUCUUGAUGUGUUUAGUAGUGUCCCUUAAGGUUCUGAUAAUGUUCUUGAACCCAGUAGCAGAGCUGGAUUCCCAUGUCUGGUGCCUGUGGGUACAAAAUUCUAAAGCACCACCUGCUCCCCAAGCCAAAAACGCAAAUAAAUUAUAAUGAAUUUAUUAACGCUGUAUUGCAGGCCUAAAAACACAUUUUAAAACCUAUAUUAGAAUUUGGCAACUGCAUAUGUAUAAAUGUUUGUGUGUGUUUCUACUGGUAAUGUAUUGUUUGAAUCUGUGAGUAUAGUGCGUAUAUGCAGCUUUGCAAAUGCAUGCAGGGUUAAAGAUAAUGUUAGAAGUGGUUAUGGUAAAGAGGACUAACAUCAGAACUAGCUUACAUAGGGUGUUAAGUGUUGAAAUUAAAUUUGGGACUAAUAUGAGUUUCUUUAAGUUUGGGGAGGGGUUAAAUUUAGGAUUAGGGCAAGGGUUGUUUAGAGCAUGUGGAGGGCAUGUGGAAUGUGAAGUGUUAUUUAUAAAGUACUUGCCCUUCUAUGUCUUUUGUAGACCUUUCAGUCUCCUAAGAUUGUUAUUAGAGCUGCAUGAAUGGUUAUACAGUGUGCAUCACUCAGUGCUGAUCCUGCUCUGCCUGUAAGGCAUUUCCUGUGGCAGAUAAGAUAUGAUCUCUUCGGCUUUCAGACCAGCCUCACACACAGACACUAGAGGAGCUGGGACAGGACGGAUUUUUACACCCUAUAUAGCUGUUUCUGCAGUUCUAUUAAAUGACUGGACUACAUCAGACUCUGGUCUUAUCUCUGUUUCGUAACCUAUUUAAAGCUUCAAAAAGUCUUAUAAGUGCUAAAACAGGGGCUGCCUAAUGAGAAACACAGCACUGCCCAGUAAUGUCCCUUAAGGUAGUGUUCUUUUUAUCUUAGUAGAGUCUGUUACAAUACUGGUAUUGUUCUCUGCUCGCUGUGUAGAGUUCAAUGUACUAGUAAUGUCUAGUAUAGUCUGUUAUGAUAUUCAUAAUGUUUUUGGCAAGCCUAGUAGAGUCCAUUAAGAUACUGUGGUGAACAUGGUGUGUCUGGUAGCAAUUUUUAUAGUAUCUACUAGGAUCAGUUAGGAAAUUGGUGAUUGUCAUCUUUUUUCCCCAGCCGUGAGAAGAAUGAUAAACCUACCGGCCCCACUGCGGUCUCUUCAGCUGCACGGCCAAGCAGCUUUAUCCGAGGCAGUGGUAGCAAAGAGCUGAUAAACAAUCAGGAAGAGCUGCGCAGGGAGACACUGCAGACGGUGAAGCAAUUGAUGAGCAGCACAGAGGUGGAGAAAACCACAGGGCUGGACCGCAAACUCAAAGGUCUCUGUGAGAUAAUUUUUGGCUUUUUAUAUGGGGGAAGCUAAUCACCAUAUGGGACACUAUAGUCACCCGCACCACUUCAGCUCAAUGAAGUUGUCUGGGUGCCAGGUUUUAACCCUUCAGAUGCAAACAUAGCAGUUUCAGAGAAACUGCUAUGUUUACAUUUAGGGUUAAUUCAGCCUCUAGUGGCUGUGUUCCGGACAGCCACUAGAGGCGCAUCUGCGACGCUGGAGGCAUAUUUCGCCUCCAUCGCGCAGAGAGUCCAUAGGAAAGCAUUGAGAAAUGCUUUCCUAUGGAGACUUUGAAUGCACUGACGUCGGACGAGGGAGCCCUGCGCUGGCUUAAGGUAAGCUGCUGAAGGGGUUUUAACCUUCAGUGCCACCGGAUGGGGACCUUGAGGGUGGGCGCUCCCUCGGGGCACUAUAGUGUCAGGAAAACCACUUUUUUUUCCAGACACUAUAGUGAUCCUUUAAGUAUAAAACCGUUUAACAGUGGACUUGUUCAUUUUUGUAAUAAAUAUCAAUGUUUCCAGCUUUGGAUUUUUUUUUUUUAUUUAGAAAUGGCAAUUCCGUUAACCAUUCUCUCCAAUAAUUUUUUUUUAAUAAAGAACUAUGUUAUAGGAAGCAAAUCCAUACCUUUUCUCCUGGUUACUCCAUCAGCUGCUGGCCUUUUAUUAGGUGCUAGAUAGUAUUGUUGAAUUCUCCUGAAUGUAGAUGAAUCUUUGGUUUCUUACUCUUGGACUCUAUCUGACCCUGGCAGGAAAGGCUGAAUCUCCAGAAGCAGAGAAGUCAGAGACUCGGGACCCCGACAAGUUAUCUUUGUCUGAGGAGGAGAUGGAAAGAAAAUCUAAAGCCAUUAUUGAUGAGUUUCUUCAUAUAAAUGACUAUAAGGUGAGCCAGAUGCUUUUGCCAAAUGUAUUAAUCUCUAUACUGGUCUUGCCUCAGAUUUGUAAAUUUGGUGAUGAGUAGAAGAUUAGCUCGUCUGAACCAUCUCUUACAUUGUGAAACAAAACUGUCCGACAUCCAGAUGCUGGUAUAGAUAAUUGGGCCAAAACUCAGUACUUUCUCAUCUGUUUUAAUGCUAGCAAUUAAAGGAACACUCUACACUUGUAGCUUGCUAAAGUGCUUCAUGUCUGCAGACUGUCACAUUUGUGACAGUUUAUAAAAGUUCAGAUUUCAAUAGAAAUCAGCACUUUUAUUAUUUGGGGCAGAAACCUGGGAGGUUUAUGUAUUCCCUGGCACAAACCGAACGCCUGUGUCUGGGGAAAAGGGGAAGACUGGAGCAUUUGCAAGCUGCUUUUAGAUAUACUUCUAAAGAAAAAUGCAUCAAUAAAUGCUGCAUGCUUUAAUUUGGAGUAUAUCUACUAAAUAGUGAUUUAUUUGUGGCAAUUGAGUGUUUCUUUAAUGUCUGUAAAGAAAAACAAAAUAUAUAUUUAAUAUAAUCACAAUUAAGUUUUUUUCGAUUUGUUGAACUUGUGAUUAACCCACUGUAUCCCCUCUGGUGGGUCCAGUGGCUGUAUUCACUGAUAAAAUUUGAAGUUAAUUGAAGGACCACUCUAGGCACCCAGACCACUUCAGCUUAAUGAAGUGGUCUGGGUGCCAGGUCCUUCUAGGGUUAACCCAUAUUUUCAUAAACAUAGCAGUUUCAGAGAAACUGCUAUGUUUAUGAUGGGUUAAGCCUUCCCCUAUUUCCUCUAGCGGCUGUCUCAUUGACAGCCGCAAGAGGCGCUUGCGUGCUUCUCACUGUGAUUUUCACAGUGAGAGCACGCCAGCGUCCAUAGGAAAGCAUUACAAAUGCUUUCCUAUGUGACCGACUGAAUGCGCGCGCAGCUCUUGCCGCGCGUGUGCAUUCAGCCGACGGGGAGGAGAGAAGGAGGAUCGGAGGAGGAGAGCUCCCCGCCCAGCGCUGGAAAAAGGUAAGUUUUAACCCCUUUCCCCCUUCCAGAGCCAGGCGGGAGGGGGACCCUGAGGGUGGGGGCACCCUCAGGGCACUAUAGUGCCAGGAAACGAGUAUGUUUUCCUGGCACUAUAGUGGUCCUUUAAUGGUGCUUAAAUUAUAUGUUAAUAUAUAUAUAUAUCACAUUCGCCGCAACCUUAUAAAGUGUAAAUAUUCAAACACUCUUUUUAAUAAAUACAAAGUUACAGUGCGCUAUGAUUUUAAAAAAGAAAAAAAAUAAUUCUCCCCCCCAUACAGGUAAGCAGGAAGAGGGAAGGGAGCAAAACACAGAGCACCCUUACAAACACUAAACACAAUCUAUAUUCCCCACAUUACACAAAGCCAACAAACCCCCCCACACACAUUAAAGACGACCAGCGCACAUUACACACAAAAAAAAUGUAACUAUGCCAGUGCAAACCAAACACAUACAUUACACAAAACCAACAAACCCCCUACACAUUAAACACAGCCAGCACAUACUACACACUACAAGGACACACAUACUAAACACAGCCAGCGUACACCACACAGACAUUACUACACACUGCAAGCACAUGCAUACUAAGAACAGCCAGCACGUGCACACAGACAUACUACACAAGGCAAGCGCACACUUUGAAUAACGACAGAGGGAGAGAAGCUCUAGGUUGGGGCCCCAGUAUUGUUAGUUAAAAUUAUUUUGUGGGUCAUGACAAGUAGCUUGUUAUGAGGAACAAGUGGAUUGUUUUUUUAUUUUAGUACUGUGGAGAAGUAGAUUUUUUUUUUUUUUUUUUUAAAUUUCCACACCCCUGCUCCACUAUUAUGGUCUUGAAUCAUAAGGCACAUAAGCGAUAUGCAGAUAACAGCCUGUUCUAAUUUACCAAUCCCUCGGUUUAGUAUAAGGUGUGAAUAAGCUCCCAGUUUAAUUAAUUGGGCUACUCUUUAUGUCAUAGAUGGCGCUAUCUUAAUCAUGCUGUGGCCAAAAGGGAGGGACCUUAAUGUUGGCAUUGCAUAAUGGGAGUUGUUUUUGUACAACUACUUGGGUCUAGAUUUCAGUUUUGGAAUAAUAGCUGUUGAUGUUAUGGCUAGCAUGUGAAGAUCCUUUUAUAUCUUGUGCUGAAUGGAAUUGGCUGGUAUGGUCUCCUGCUCACUCAGUGCUGUGAGGGGGUGACAUUAUUUUACCCUAGCUGAUGCAAUAUAUCCUUUGUCUUUCCUAUUACCCCAGGAGGCCAUGCAGUGUGUGGAGGAGCUCCGAACUCUUGGUGCACUUUCAGUGUUUGUCAGAGUGGGAGUGGAGUCCACACUAGAGAGGAGUCAGAUCACCCGUGAUCACAUGGGACAGCUCCUGUACCAGCUAGUGCAGUCUAGCAAACUCAGCAAGCAAGACUUCUUCACAGGGUGAGUAUACUUUCUGCUGGUUGGCUGUCAGUCAGAAUAAUCCAAAACACAGAAUGAUACUGUUAAAGGGACACUAUAAUCACCCAGAUCACGUCAUCUCAUUGAAGUGGUCUGGGUACAGUGACCCUCUCCUCUUAACCGUGCAGUGUAAAAUAUUGCAGUAUAUAUAUAUAUAUAUAUAUAUAUUGCAAUGCAGGUUACAUUGGAGGGUUAAAUCCACCUCUACUGUCUGUCUUCCUGACAACCACUAGAGGUGCUUGCUGCUCCAGACAGUAAAAAUCUAAUUUGAUUGGAGUUCAGCAUUUGACACCCAUCUCAUUGAGAAGCAAUGAAUUAGAGCAGAUUGUGGUUGAUGUCAACUUGGUUGGAUGCUGACAUCACCGGAGGCUGUGCAGGAAGCUGCAGUAGAGGAGUCCCGCCGCUGCAAUCUAGGUGAGUAGUCUUUAGUAAACUUCGUUUUGUUACUGAAAAGGGAUUUUAUAGUCCCGAAAUAAUGAUUAUUUUCAUGACUACAGGUUUCUUUUAAUUAGGCUUUUUUUUGUAUUGGAAAUUAAGUUACUUUUCGAUGACUAACUGCAGUAUGCUUUGCCAUGGGAUCUGAUUUACGAGAAUCCUAUUUAUCUCUCCAGGUUUUCAGAUACUCUGGAGCUUGCAGAUGAUAUGGCAAUUGAUAUACCACAUAUCUGGUUGUACCUGGCUGAGCUGGUGACCCCCAUGCUGAAAGAAGGCGGAAUCUCUUUGAAAGAGCUGAUAUUGUGAGAAGUGGAUUGGGGCCACCUGAUUAGAUUAAGCUGACAUUAGUGCUUCAAUUUGAUAUUGAAAUGGGGCCUUGAAUUUUUAAUUCUCAGAUUUUCACACCAUAGUGAACGAAGUGAAGUUAAUUAACAAAGAGUUUUUGUUCUGGAUUAAAUAUGGUCGGAUCUUACAGGGGAUAAAAAUAAAAAAACCUUGUGAGGGAGGAUUUUGGGGGGAUUUGAUACCAUGUAAGGGAGUCACAGAGAUGUUUUUCAUUAUGCUGUUUAUUUACAAUAUUUUUAUCCUGAGAGCAAUCCGCAUAUAAAUAUUUUCAUUAGCUCUGGAAGGUUGUGUUUAUGUAAUGUGUUUUCUGUUUGUCUCUCAGGCAGCACACUGGAUAACUCUCCCCCCUUUCUCAUGACUACUGCAUGCUAAAUAGUGGACUCUCCUUCCUACCUUCCUAUUUAUUCCUGUGGUUGGCUAGGUCCAAGUACUAGGCACAAGGUUCCGAUUGCAAACACUGUGAAUUAAGCCAGGAAGAUGAUACGCCAUUGGUCAUCCUAGAUGGCAUACCAUCUGAAACUCUUGUAAAAGCGUCGCCACCUUCAACAUCUAGGCUGGGCAUUUAUAAAAAAAAGAUAAUGAAAUAGGGGAGAUUAAUUCUUCCCAUAUUGUUGCGGUUUAACCUUGGAGGUGGACUAUCUUGUCUGGAGAAGUGAAACCCAUGGGCAGUUGUUCAUUCUUACUUGGAGGCUAAACCUGUCCAGAAAACAUUCACUCCUGCUUCAAUAAAUUUGUUCGAGCUGAAUAUAUAAUAUCACGGUGGGCCAAAGAAAAUGGUCCUUGGAGGAUAAAUGAAUCUUCCAAAAGCAUGAAUGUCAUGAUUUCAGUGGAGGCGUAGCCUACAAUAUAAUUACUAAGCCACCAUUAUUGGCACUCAGACCUGCAAAAGCAACCAGAUGUAAAGUCAGAUGCCAGGAAUUGAGGUAGCAAUUUCUAAACCUUUUCUCAUUCUAUGGUAGUGGAACUGUCCAGGCAGGUAAACUGGCAGGUCUUUGCACCAGAAAAUAGAUUAAGUAUAGAUGAAUUUCUUUAUUAGAUACAUUUUCUGUUUUCCUGUUGUCUACAUUUGACUUAUCAGAGAAACGGUGCAAGAAGUGCAGACAGAAAUCAGUGGUUGAGAUAUAUAAUUCCUAAGAGUGAUACAAUAAAAUGUUAGGCAAAGACUUCAUUCAGCCUGAGUUCUCUGAAAACUUACCAGUAGACUCUUUAACCCCUUCAGGACGGAGUCAGUAGUACACGUUCUGAUCAAAACAAAAUGUAAACAAAAACUGGAAUUUGCGCUAUAUGUCUGUUCAACUGUAAUUCACCUCUUUCAUGCACCCACACUUACUAUAUAUCAUUUUGUUCAGGAGAAACAGGGCCUUCAUUUCAUAUCAAAUAUUUAUAUAUGAAACAUAAAUUAUUAUGAAUAAAAUCAAGAAAACUGUGAGAAUUUUUUUUUAAAUUUAUAGUUCCGCCUCACAUUUUAGCUGUAAAUGUCAUAAUACUGUUGCAAAAAAGCACAUAUUUGGAUUCAUCAAAGUCUCACGAGUACAACAGUAGCCCCCAUUAACAGCUUUUACGGUGUUUUGGAAAUUUAAAGGAUCAAAUAUAACACAUUCCAUUUUUCUGUUUUUUUUACAUUGAAAUUUGCCAGAUUAGUAAUGUUACCUUCGAGACCGUGUGGUAUCCCAGGAAUGAGAUUUACCCCCAUGAUGGCAUACCAUUUGCAAAGGAAGACUACCAAAGGUAUUGCAAGGGGGUAUGUCCAGUCUUUUGUAGUGGCAAAAAACUAAUAUUUGGCCACUGUUUGUGACUAGGUGGCUACUAAAAAUGACUGGACAUACCCUGUUUGCAAUACCUUGGGUUGUCUACUUUUGCAAAUGGUAUGCCAUCAUGGGGGUAAUUCUUAUUCCUGGGCUACCAUACGGUCUCAAAAGGCAACAUAACCAAUCUGGCAAAUUUAAAUGUGAAAAAAAUGAAAUGCAAGCCUUAUAUUUGACUCUCUAACUUUCCAAAACACCAUAAAACCUGUACAUGGGGGGUACUGUUUUACCCAGGAGACUUCGCUGAACACAAAUAUUAGUGUUUCAAAAUGGUAACUUGUAUUACAACAAAAAUAUCGUUAGUAAAAGGGUUGUUCGUGUGUGAAAAAUGCAAAAAAACUUCACUUUUACUAAAAAAUAUUGUUGUAAUACAAGUUACCAUUUUGAAACACUAAUAUUUGUGUUCAGCGAAGUCUCCCGAGUAAAACAGUACCCCCCAUGUACAGGUUUUAUGGUGUCUUGGAAAGUUACAGGGUUAAAUAUAGUGCUUGCAAUUUAAAUUCUCUGCACUUUUUACCUGGGUUGUCAGGCAUGUCAAUCAAAUUUAACUAAUUAAAUCACAUAAUUAUGUUACAAUAUUACUUAAAUAUACACGUAGAAUUUUAAUAUAUAUACAUAUAUGUAUUUAAAGUCUACGUGUACACUUAUGUAGAUAUUUAUGUAAUUAUAUAUUUAUCUGUGUAUAUAUUUGAAGUUAUUUGUAUUUUAUAGAUAGAUAUAGAAUGUCAUUCUAAGUGUAUUUUGUUACCUAUAUAUAUGUAUAUAUAUUAAUAACAAAAUAGUUAGAAUGAAAUUACAUAUGUAUAAAUAAUUUAUUUAAAUUUUUUAAAUUAUUUAUUAAUUAUUGUAAUUAUAAGUGUAUAUACAAAUAUAAAAUAUAUAGCUAUAAUAUAUAUAUCUUAUAUAUAUGUAACGUCAUUCAGAGUGUAUUUUAAUACUAAUAUAUGUACUCAUAUUAACAUUAAAAUACACUAUGUAUGAUGUUACAUAUAUAUGGUGUGUGUGUGUGUGUGUGUAUGUGUGUGUAUAUAUAUAUAUAUAUAUAUAUAUAUAUAUAUAUAUAUAUAUAUAUAUAUAUAUAUAUAUAUAUAUAUACAUUUAAUUAAUUUUAAACAUAUUUAAUAAUCUUUUUUACACUACCCACCAGCAAGGGGACUAUCUGACACUCCAGACAGUCCCCCUGCUGGCAGAUCCACAGCCAGCUAUAGGGGGCCAUGUGAUCGCUCUUUGAGAGCGACCACAUGGCCCCCGGGGGCCUCAUUUGCCGUGGGAGGGCUGCCUGGGCUGUCAGGCAGCCCUCCAGAAGAGGAUCGCGGCGGAGGUGAGUAAAUCCUGGCUCCUGGGGCUGAAUGCCGUUACGGCGUUCAAUGCCGCUGCAACGGCUUUAAAGCCCAUUUAAAUGGGGACGGCAUUAAGGGGUUAAGGGCAGAGAAUGAUAACCCAAACAUCAACACACUGAAUUAUAUUGAUAUUCUGAUUGAGUAAUAGAUGACACCUGAAACGCCUCAAAUGUCUUCCCUGUGGAAGAAGUGAAUGGCCUGGUAAUAUCAAUAAAAAUAUUAAUCUGCUUUACCAAGUAUCUGCAGCACGUGUGUAAGUAUGUGACGUGUUCACUUUUUACAGAUAGUCAUUUAGAGUUGUUAAAGCACUUUAAAAGCUGUCAUUUCCAGAUAGAUAUGGUAGGGUGUGGAACUGCACUCUGUCCCUUUAAGUAGUAUGUAGCUGGGUGCAACUCGGACAGUCUCAGUACCAGAGACCAAAUGCUGAGUAACAAAAUUAGAAGAAAGGUCCAGGCACUCCAAGGUACAAACCAGGCAAUUUUAUUGAACCCACUCCAUCACAACAUUUCGACCUACACGGUCUUUGUCAAGCUUUCUCUUCACCAAGACCAUGUAGGUCGAAACGUUGUGAUGGAGUGGGUUCAAUAAAAUUGCUUGGUUUGUACCUUGGAGUGCCUGGACCUUUCUUCUAAUUUUGUUAUUGCCAGAUAAAUUGCACGGGUCGUUUGUGAUGUGUACACUUCUGUGGGCUCAUACCAUCAUCAACGAGCAUUGAAUAACAUUCAAAUGGAGCCAUGAAUUCCAUGGCGUCUCAGGUAGGCCUCGCCAGAAAAACUGUGGAGUACAGUAACUUGUAUUCUGUCAAGCCUUGAACGUGCUUUUACUCCAUGUCUCUGUUAAGGGACCGCUUAAGAUCAAUGCUCAGUUGGGAUGGAAACUUUGGUCUGUGUAGUCAAACUCCUGCCCUGAGAAAGGGAAUGAGAGAUCUUUCAAGUGUGCUGUGUUGGUAGGCACUUAAUGGAAAAAGUGUUUAGUGUGUCUUUGAUGUUUAUAAAAUGUAAUUCUGUUUUGACUGUUUUUUCUUCAGAGAGUUUGGCAAAGCUCUGCAACCUGUAGGACGUGGAGGCGUCUUAUUGUCUGAAAUUUUGCACCUUCUAUGCAAACAAAUGGUAUGUUCCAGAUGUGAUUGAUUGAGGGAGCUGGAUUAUAAUCUAGGGGUGUUAAUUUAUUUUAAAUUGCUCAAAUUGCAUGUUUAGCAUUGUUAAUGGCGAAUGUAAAUGAAGCAACCAGAACCUCAGCCUAACCUCAUACCACAUAAAAACCAACCCUAUACAUCACAGCUCUGAUCAUGUUUGUUCUUUUCAGAGCCAUAAGAAAGUGGCUGCUUUGUGGAGAGAAACUGGCUUAAAGUGGAAAGACUUCUUACCAGAAGGGGAAGAUGUACAGAGCUUUGUCAGUGAGAAGGUGAGAAUGGCAGGUGAUCCAGUGCUUUUGUGCUCUUUAUAUAAUUACUGAUACUUUCUAUGUUGUACUGCUAGAUCAGUGGAGCAGAGACACUCUCCCCUGUGCUGUGACACUAAGUGCACUUAGCCAUAGAUAACUAAUGUUCUUUCUCUGCUGCCACUAUAUUUUGAGGCUAAUGGCAAGCUCUGCCUUUGUUCUUGAGGUUGGUGGCAUACUCUGCCAUUUACUGGAAGGCUGCUGGCGAGUUCUACCCCCGCACUCGGUGUUGGUGGUGAGCUCUGCCCACGCACUGCGGCGUUGGUGGCGAGCUCUUCCCCCCUGCACUGCGGCGUUGGUGGCGAGCUCUUCCCCCCUGCACUGCGGCGUUGGUGGCGAGCUCUUCCCCCCUGCACUGCGGCGUUGGUGGCAAGCUCUUCCCCCCUGCACUGCGGCGUUGGUGGCGUGCUCUUUCCCCCCGCGCUGUGGCGUUGGUGGCGUGCUCUUCCCCCCCCCACGCUGCGGCGUUGGUGGCGUGUUCUUCCCCCCCGUGCAGCGGCGUUGGUGGCGAGCUCUUUCCCCGCGCUGCAGCGUUGGUGGCGAGCUCUUCCCCAGCGCUGCGGUGUUGGUGGCGAGCUCUGCCCCCGCGCUGUGAGGCUGGUGGCGAAAGCCUCCCCUUCGUUGCAACAUGACUACUUUUCUUAACAUCUAUGAAGUGUCAGAUGCUAUUAACACUGUCCAUGUUUGACAUCCUGACAAUUUGAGACAUCGUUGAUUUUGCAGAAUUUAGAUUUCACGUUAAGUGACAGCUCAAGCUCAGAGAAUCUUUCCAAGAAAGAGAUGUCAGCAGAGGAACUCAACAAGCGUCUGGAGCAGCUAAUUCUACAGGAAAAGGCAAAUGAUGAACAAAUUUUUGAUUGGGUAGAGGUAAGUAAAGAGGAAAUAAUUGAUCUGCAUGUUGAUUUUUUUUCUCAAUUCUAUAUAAAAAUCUGCCUCAUUGUUGAUUCAUUUCUCAUUUCCAGUUCCCCAUGUCAUUAUCCUUUCUCAGAUGCAAGACCCCGUGUCAUUAUCCUUUCUCUGUUCAAUAGUUUUCCUUUCCUCUCUACCUUUUAUUAGUCACUUCACAAUGUAUGAUUUUCACACGUCUAGUCAUUUCUCCUCUUCCAGGCUAAUCUAGAUGAAUGCCAGAUGAGUUCACCUACAUUCCUUAGAGCUUUAAUGACUGCAAUCUGCAAAGCAGCAAUUCUAGGUGAGUGACUUUCUUUCCAAUGUUAAGAGUGUGGAUGUGAGUGUGUAUCACGCAUACAUUUUCCUGUUUUCUCUAUUUUACAGGGGACUGUUCUUCCUGCCGAGUGGACACUACCUUUCUGAAGCAGAGGGUCCCAGUGUUGUUAAAAUACUUGGACUCUGAUACAGAGAGGGAACUACAAGCACUUUAUGCACUUCAAGCAUUGAUCGUAAUACUGGAUCAACCUCCCAGUGAGUAUCUUCUUAGUAAUUACUGGAAACCUAAAGAAACAGCAGCAAGAUAUGUAAGGGGUGCUGAUUACCUUAACACCCACUCUGUUUGAUGGGGUUUCCCAGCAUGCCAUCACCCACUGUAUUGGCUUUUCAAAGCAGCAUGACAACACUGCGUGAUGGUGCGUCUUAACAUGAAAAUGCAUUGAGGGUUUUCCCUAGGCUAACUUGUCCCUUUUAAUACUGAUCUCCCUGUCAUUCUGUAAUUUGAAUAUUGAAUAACAGGCUGUAUUCUGAGUAAAGUUAUUUCAUUUUGCAGACUUGUUACGCAUGUUUUUUGAUUGCCUUUAUGAUGAGGACGUCAUCUCAGAGGAUGCCUUUUACAAGUGGGAGAGCAGCAAGGAUCCAGCGGAGCAGAAUGGAAAGGGAGUAGCGCUAAAGUCUGUGACUGCCUUCUUCACGUGGUUACAAGAAGCUGAGGAGGAGUCAGAGGACAAUUAGAAACUUUAAUUAAAUGACAUUCUAUAGACCCCAUGCAGCCUCUCUCACAUGAGGGAAGAGACUAUGCAAAGGGAUACUUUCAACAUCUUUAUAUACUUUUUAUUUUAUUUGGUUUUUGAUUUUCUUCCGUUCCCAUCUUCGCCAAUCAGGGUACAUCAGAGUUGGUACAUACAUGGGAUAGCUGACAGCGGAAAUAAAACAAGUCAACAAAAGGGAGGGGUGGAAAAGGGCUCCCAAACUGGUAGUUAUAAUGCAUUGUUUGAGAUAAUAAUAAUGAAGAGGAGGAGGAGGAGAGAAAUGGGGGGAAUGUGGAAAGGCACUCAUUUGCCCCCUAAACUAUUUAUAGAAGUAAAUAUUUUCUGUUUUAAAUCCCUGCCCACCCCUACUCCCAUUUUUUUUUUUUUUCUUUUUAAAACAAAACCUCAAAGGAAAAAAAAACAAAAAAAAAAGACGUGCCCUUACGUAAAAACACAGAUCAUUUCAGAAGAUAAAAGAAAAUAAUUUAUUACCUUAUGAACUGCACAAGCCCGUGUUUCCUUCUCUUUAGUUUGUGGUAUCUGUAAAGUCGGGGGAAGGGGAUCUCUUCAUCCCGUGCAUUGUAGCCUUUUACAUGGGAAAGGAUAAAGCGCUUUUUGAUGAAGGAGAUAGUCUCUUAUUGAGAAUUACCGCAGCAGUCAAUUUAUAGUUUCUAAAAUGGAGCUUAGAUUGUACCUUUUCUUUUUUUUUAUUUGUUUUUACUCCCGCCUGUCCCUCACUUCAAUGAGCUUGAGCAUCAUAACCAUUUGCUCUUCAAAUUAACCCUGCUGUCACCAGUAAGUAAUUUGUUCUGUUCAGCAUCAUGAAAAAAAUGCUAGAUAAUUGGUGAUGGGGGAAAAAGGGGCAGUACUCUAUGCUGUCACCCAGGAAAUAAGGGCAAUGCUGUGUAUAAGUGGGCAGUGCCAGCAUCUUAUGACACAGAAAUAUGCUACAUGUCUGAAGCGAACGGUUAUAGGUCUAAAUGUAUUGUCUGUGGAGUGGUACCAUCAGAAGUUUAAUAUCCUGCCAAGAAGGAAGCUUCGGGCUGAUAGCUUUAGCCGUCCUGAUAGCUGAAUCUGCUUACCUUUAUGCAGGGUUAAUGUUAGGACAUUUGUAGUUCCAAGUCUUGGCCCACUAGCCGAUGGCUCUGUGUAAUGAGAGCAUGGCAAAAAGAUUUGUUGCAAUACAGUAUUUUAACAGCUCCCAGCAAGAAAUACAGAAAUCAGUUCAGUGAUUCCCGAUUGACUCAGAAAGGGGAUCAUAAAGCAAGCUCUGUGCGGCAGCAAAGACAGUUAGUUAUAACACUCAAUCCUUUGUUCACAGUUCUAGCUGUCAGAGGUCACUAAAUAUUAGAUUUUCUCUCACAAUGUUGCUGAACCUGUGGAGGAUUUUGUAAGUACCAGGUAUAGAGAGGGGGAUUCAUGGCUUAGUCCUCAUUCACUCAAGAGAAAAAGAUAUGUAAUGUUGCGCAGUGGGAGGGGCUCGUGUCUUUGGACUUGUAUGAGCUGCGUAGCUUUUCAUAACAAUGGCAGGUGUGCUUGUCAGAUCUCUUAUAUUGUAUUUCUAUUCAUUUUAGCCUGGUUUCCUAUGGAAAAAAAAGGCUAAUAAAAAAAUUCCGUACCCUGUUUGUUUUCAGUGUUUGUCUGCAAAUGUUAUUUAAUUCUAGGACCAAUUCUAGAUUCUUCUAGAACAUGUUUAAGCCACUAUCUGUUUUAGCUAUACACAUUUUAUAUUAAUCUCCAUACACAAAUGCCCUGUGUGUACUUUAAUCUGAUGUUUAAGAAGACACUGCUGACCGUUCUGUGGCCUAAAAGACAUUGAAUACGAAUCCCUGCAAAUCGUUGGGUUGCUGCUAGUACAGAGAAAUGUACAAAUCAGUACCAGAGAAAGGAAAGACACAUUUCGUUACUGACGCCCUAACCACUUUUUGAUGUCCUAGGUCCCUUAUUGGAACAAAAAUAUUUAGAUGUGAAUUGUUG
Molecule: messenger RNA, 68524 nt
Organism: Pelobates cultripes (western spadefoot toad)
Lineage: Eukaryota; Metazoa; Chordata; Amphibia; Anura; Pelobatidae
Source: the annotation of a GenBank genome assembly